This is a messenger RNA of Podarcis lilfordi (Lilford's wall lizard), 45953 nucleotides long. The record is from the annotation of a GenBank genome assembly. NCBI's taxonomy places the organism in Eukaryota, Metazoa, Chordata, Lepidosauria, Squamata, Lacertidae.
AUGAGUGAAGCACUGUCAUUGCAGAACAAACUGGGUAUGACCUCAGAAGGUGAAGAUGAUGACAUGGCAUGUGGAGAUUUGGGAAAUGGACUCAUUAGAAGGCAAAGUGAUAUGUAUGAACCAGAAAGCUUCAGCGCACACCCAGGUAUGCCUAGAAGAGGUUCAGCAAGGAAAAGCUUCAGUCCGUUUAUGCUGCCAAAAAAAGGAGAAGAAUGUGAUGCAACAGUUUUCCGUUGCUCAAGGUGUAACAGUUUGAAUGACACGUCGGUCAAAAAAAUGGGAAUCAAUGCAUUUCGUAGCUGCAACCGACAAAACAGCUCUGGUAAGGUUUUAGUUCAAUCCAAACUUUUGGACCAUUUAGUAUUCUUCAUACAGCAUGUAAAUGUUGCUAUUAAGAUACUUAAUUCAUGAACAUCUUCAAAAGCAUGUAAGUACCACAGAACAACAAAUAUAGAGCAGCAGGCGAAACAGUUUAUUGCACCACCUAAAAUGCUGGUUUCAAAUUUUCAGCUAUACUGAGCUUUUCACCUAUUCCUGUAGGUGUUCAAAACAAAAAUAAGGAAUGUAAGAUAUAUGUAUGAUGGAUAGUGUUGACCCAGUUGUGUGUGCUUAAACAUGUUGACUUAAAUAGAAGCUAUAAUAACUGAAUUUAAAAUGUUAGACCUUGCAUCUGUUAAGACAUACAGUUUUACGAGUUUUCCUGUAAAAAAUGAGAUAUUCCAGUGGAUCACAAGAGUGGAGAUGAGGCAGUAUUUAAGGCUUUAUAUAAGUUGUAAACAAUGCUGUACAGGGGACUGGCGUAUCAGUCAGCACACUAAGCACUUAUUUGUUGACUCAGCCAUUUGGGUGCUAGGCUUCUAAUGAUGUAGCCCAGCUUGCAGAUUCCAAGCAUGAAAGAGAUUAAUGCAGUCUCAUUUAUCUCUGAGGCCGCAGUGUACAGUAGUGUCUCACUGGAUUGUAACAUGAGUGAGAGUCCAUUUUGGGGAGGAAACUCAUUUUUCAAAUAUUCAAAACAAUAACUGGAUGUUGCUGAGGAAAUACAAUUUCCUUCUCCCAGAAAACCAUUGCUUCCAGUGCAAGUUGGAGUUCUGUAUGGAUUAUGACUGUGCAAGUGUUGCAGGCAGUUAUUUUGAAAUUUGUCCUUUGAGUAUUGAGUUCCUUUUUAAAAGAGGUCAGUUGCUCUCUGAUGUUUCACUUUCUUGCUUUGCCUUUUGGUGAACUCCCCUCCCCACCUCAGUUUUACUUUUAUUUUAUUUUAAGGAAUCUCCAUUAGAGUACAUGUGUCCCAAGUUUUUCUUUUGUUUAUACAUCUCUUGAAACAUAGUUCCACACAUGCAUGGAGACAUGGAUGGCCCAUCCCAUUUUGCCACCUGAGGUAAACCGGGAAUUGCCGCCUCCUGCCCCAUCUGCUGAAUGGGCUCAGCCCUCACCACUUCUGCUGCUAGAACACUGCAGCUCUCACCAAAGUUGGUGGGAGCCAGGCUGUUCUGCAAAGCGUUCUCUGCAAACCAGAAUGCCUGCCUCUUGCCAGUGGUGUGUGUGUGUGUUUUCUGGAAGCAGUAGUGUGGGCAGAGAACCAUCUCUUUUGUCUUCAUUGCCUGAGUCGGCUGCUUUACCGAACCUCAUGUGCUGGAUAGCUCAGCAUGGAGACAAACAAAUGUGUGGUUAGCCAUUAAAUAAGUUAGUGUUGAUUUAACUUUACCUUUUGAUCUAAAGUUGUUUUGCAUCCUUUUCCCCACCCCAUUGGGAGAUGCCCAGUGUGGGUUUUUUCUCUCCUUCCAACAAUCGGAUGCUAUUGCUUGAAACUUAAGAAGUGGUCUAUUAAAUGCUUAUUACAUAAAAGUGCAAGGGGAGGGCAAAUUACCAAACAUAAUUUUGAGAAACAGCUGGUGCUUUUUAAGGUUUUUUUUUACAUUUUAAAUAAGCACUUAGAAAUAAGCAUGCCAUCCUAUUAGUUUCAAACCAGGACACUUUUUCUAUUAUGAAUGCACACAGAAACUAACUCUGAGGCAUCAAAUGAAGAAUUAAUACAACACCUUCAAGAAGCUGAAGAGGUAAGUGCCUGUCUUGGCAAGACUUAAUUUGGAACCUUAUUUUUCUCAUUAAUAGGGUGUCCCUAGACCCAGAAUCAAUAGCAAAUAUGGGGCAAGGUGUUGAGAGAGUAGCAGAAGUCCAGCUUCACCCAUAUUUGGAGGAAGUGGAUUUUCUGGAUCCAUUUCGGUCUGGCUUUAGGCCUGGUUAUGGCACUGAAGCCGCCUUGGUUGAUGGUUUAAGCAGGAGCCUCUCCUGCUGGCCAGGGAACCCUCCAGAACAGUGUGGGAGAUGGUGUGGAGAUGGGGCUGCAGCCUGAGGGAGAAAUCCUUCCAAUCACACAAGCGGGUGUAACAUCCACACAUAGCAGAAAGUCUCUGCAUGAUGCCCAAUAUUUUUGUUUACUCAACGUGACUUUAUUCGUACCCAGGAAAUAGAAGUUUUAAGAGUUGAAUUGGAAGCAUCUCAAAGACAACUUGAAGGCAAAGAGCAAGCACUAAAAAUUCUGCAGAGCAUGGUAACUUACUAAUAUAUAUUAAUUUACAUGAAAUUUGUAAUGUAGCCUUUUUCAAAUUGUACAUGUACUGUUAUGCAAAUGAGACAGCUGUUCUUCACUGUUAAUGUUGGUGACCGGUUCCUUAAUUGAUGCAGAGGCAGUUUUAGGGUAGCAUGACCAGUUCAGAUGCACUGGGUUUGCGCUGCAGGAGGCGCCAUAACAGUGUUGUGUGAGAGUGUGAGAGGCAGUGGGGAGCCUCUGAAAUUUGAGAGCUCAAAGUCUGCCACUGAUUGAUACAUAUGUUUUCACUUUUAGUAUGAGCUGCAAGACAUAAUAUUAUGCGAGACAUAAUAGUUCAGCUUUUAAAAUUUUUAUUUCUCAGGCAGUGCUGGAUAAAGCCACUUGUCAUACUAAAGCGGUAUUUAAAAAAACAGAGCAGCAGAAGAGAGCUUUAGAAAAGGUAAGACUAUAGCUUAUUCUUUCUCUGAAGAGGGGCAAAAAUAGCUGAGAUGUGUAUGGGAUUGCAGCCCUAAAGCAAAAUUCCGAAACAUACUUGAUUUCAAUGGACUAAGCAUGCUUAAGACUACAGUCCUUACUGGGCAAAAAGAUCCACUGAACACUGCAAUUUACUUCUCAGUAAAUAUGCAUGGCGCUGCACUGCACAUCUUUGUUGAUUUGUCUUUUAUUUACAAUAUUUUAUUUAGUACAGUUGUAAUAGUUUGCUGCAAUACUUAUUGGAAAAGAUGUGUCUGUAUAAUUGGGAGAUUUCAGAAUCCAGAGUUUUUAUUCCAUGGGAAGAACUGUUUGAUUCUUCUCUUUUAGCGAACACUGUGCCCACAGAUUUUCAAGUUUUUCUCCACAAUAGUGAAAACUAGAAAAUCGAUUUUCACAUUAAUGCAGUAGACUGGUUGCAUGAAUGUGUGGAUACAUAGAACAUUCCUAGACAUUUUGUUUUUCAUCAGUAGUUAUCUAAAGUUGCUGACUCAGCAUUUUUAGACAAACAAUUGACUGCAAUCCUAGAUUUCAUCAAGAAAAGUGAACAGGAGAGCACUAAGUCCACAGUCAGGGGUGUUUGGAAUGUACUUACUGCCCAGCAGAACAGGCAAGCUGGCUUGUGGUUGGCUUUUUGAACCAGGUGAUUAAAGGUAAAAGGACCCCUGACCAUUAGGUCCAGUCGUGACCGACUCUGUGGUUGCGGCGCUCAUCUCGCUUUAUUGGCCGAGGGAGCUGGUGUACAGCUUCCGAGUCAUGUGGCCAGCAUGAUUAAGACGCUUCUGGCGAACCAGAGCAGUGCACGGAAACGCCAUUUACCUUCCUGCCGGAGCGGUACCUAUUUAUCUACUUGCACUUUGACGUGCUUUCGAACUGCUAGGUUGGCAGGAGCUGGGACCAAGCAACGGGAGCUCACCCCAUCGCAGGGAUUCGAACCGCCGACCUUCUGAUCGGCAAGUCCUAGGCUCUGUGGUUUAACCCACAGCGCCACCUGCGUCCCUGAACCAGGUGAUUACUUGCAAUAAAUUAUUUCCAAACAUUGCCAGUUGUGCACUGGCUGCUUCUUGCCAAGUUAAGGCAAAAUUAUAUGAUCUUGGAGAAUAAAUCUGUGCAGUGUGGUUAUGGGAUGUAGGAGGGAAUUCGAUCCAUCUUCACUACACUAAGAGUAUCAUGUUCAAAUUAUGGAAUAUUGUCCUGCUUUCUUCUAAUAUUAACAUUUUACUGUUUAUAGGAAAUAAAUGUUCUACAGUGGGAAAUAAAAAUUAAUCAGGAGAAAUUCAAAAAUACAGAAGAGUCUUGGGCAGAAAAAUAUGACAGGUAUAUAUACCAAAGUAAUACCUCAGUUUUGCAAUACAUAGAAGCAUAUGUUUGAGGUAUGAUUUAAAAACAUGUCAUUUGUUGCCAUUGUCAACAGAAUUUAUUGUGAAAAUGCUGCACUUAAGGAAACACUGAAAUUGAAAACUGAUGAAGUUAAAACACUAAAGUCUGAAAAUGAAUGUAAGUAUGCUCCACCUUUUUCAGUUCUUUCCCUUUUUUUUUUUUUAUUAAAUAUUUUAUUAAGGAUUUUCUUGUUUUACAGAAGUAAGUGUACUGCCUCGUAUAUAUAUUUUUUUCAUGUAACAUUUUUACAAAUCCAUUUCAUUUGUUGAGGCAUUAGGGGGGAGAAGAAAAAAAGGAAAAAGAAAGGGGGUGGAGAGAGGGAAGAUGGAUGGGGGUGGGGUCGGGUGGCGGUGUUUCUAUUAUGUUUAAUGUAUGUAGAGUUUGGUGUCAGCGUUGCUUGUGUUGUUCACUUGUGUUCCUUUCGUGGUGAGAGAGGUUGGGGUUGGCCUAGGGUGUGAUUGUCUGCUUGUGAUUGGCUGUGGUGAUCUUUGUUUUCGUGUGUGAGUGAGGUGGGUGGGUGUUUUGGAUCAGGUUAGCCAUAUUGAUUUGUAUGCUGUUGGUGGAUUAUUGUCAUUGUCCUGUUGGGCUGUGUAUGUGAUAAAGGGGUGUAUGUGUAUGUGAUACCAGGGUGAAGACGUCUUCUUCUGUUUGUCCCCGUGUCAGUUUCAGUUUAUUAGUUAAUUUUUCUAGUAGGGCUGUUUCCCAUACUAUUUGGUACCAUUGGUCCAUGUUUACUCCUGACAGGUCUCUCCAGUGUCUGGUUAUGGUGUUUCUGGCUGCUGAAAGUAGGUGGGUUAUGAGUUCUUUGUGGUGUAAAUGGGCAUUGUUGUCUUGGAAGAUGUUUAGUAGGGCCAAUUCUGGGGUGAUGUCUAUUACUUGCUUAGUUAUUUUACAUAUUUCUUGUAUGGCUGUUGUCCAGAAUAGUUGGAUUUUGGGACACUCCCACCACAUGUGGAGGUAUGUGCCUGUGGAGGUGCACCCUCUCCAGCAUUUUGGUGAGGUUCCUGGGUGUAUUAGCGCUAGUUUCCUUGGUGUUAGGUACCACCUGUAGGUGAGUUUCAGUGUGAGUUCUUUUCUUUUCGUUGAUAUGGAUUUAAAGGGGGUUUAGACCACAUUCUGGUCCAUUGAGUGGGGUUAAUCUCAUAGCCUAUGUCAUUCUCCCAUUGUUUUUUGAUUGCAUCUAGGGAUUUGCGGGAUUUUGGAGUAGUAUUUUGUAUAUUGCGGAUACCGUCCCUUUACCGUUUCCUUUUGUUGUUAGGAGGAGGUUUUCGAAGGUUGUCAGGGGCCUAGUUGCUGCUGAUUUUACUGUUGGGUUGUUUAAGAGGCAUGUAGUUGGUGUUGUGUUAACCAGGGCAUUUGGGUGUCUUCUAGUUUGUCUUGUAUUUCUUGUGUUGACAAGGGUUUGUUAUUUUUAUAAAAGUCUAUUAGGCGAUAUAAGCCUUUGGUUUGCCAGGUUUUUAUCUGGAGGUUUUGUGCUGCAUGGUGGAAUAAUGGGUGGUACGCCAGGGGGAUUAGUGGGGAUGGGGUUGGGGAUAGUUUGCCUAUUUGUGUUUUCCAUGCUUUGAGCAUGGUCUGUGUGUACCUGUUAAGUGUUGUGGGAAUUUUCUUUAGUUUGUUUGGGAGGAAUGGGUAUGUUGUGGUGCAGGUAUUUUCAAUUGUGUCCCUCUCUAGGUGUACCCAUUGUUUUGUCUCAUCUUCUAGUAUAUAUGGGAUUAUAUGGCGUAUUUGGUUGGCAUUGUAAUAUGCUUCUAUGUUGGGGAUUCCCCAUCCUCCUUCUGAGGUGGGGAGGUGCAGGUAUUUGAGGCUUAUUCUUGGUUUUUAUGUGAGAAGAUGAAAGAGUGUAGUUUUCUCUGCCAACUGCGAAGUUGGGUUGAGGGAUCCAGAUUGGGAGGGUUUGGAAUAGGUAGGUUAGUUUUGGGAGUGUGAUCAUUUUGAUCAUGGCUAUUUUGUCUGAGAGAGUGAAAUUCAUGUUAUUCCAUCUCUUUAGGUCUUUGUUAAUUUGUCGCCACAGGGCUUGUAGUUGUGGAGGUACAAUUUAUUGAGGUUUCUGGUUAUUUGUACCCCUAGGUAUCUGAACUUGGUGUGGCAAAGUUUUAUUUUGGUGACCUUCGUGAGUUCUUUUUGGGUGUGAGGAGGGGUGUUGAAGCACAUAGCUUCUGACUUUGUAAAAUUUACCUGUAGGCCCGACACCAUUGCAAAUGUGUUGAGUUCUCUGAUUAGGGAGGUUGCUGUGCUUAUGGGGUCUGGUGUUGUGACCAUUAGGUCAUCUGCAAAGAGCCCUAAUUUAUAGGUUCUGCCUUUUAUUUCCACUCCCUUGAUGUCUGUGGCUGCUCGGAUACUGAUUGCUAAGGGUUCCAGAGCCAGGAUAAAUAAGAAGGGAGACAGUGGGCAUCCUUGUUUCGUGCCUCUUUGGAUAGCUAUAGUAUUAGAAUCCAUAUUGUUAGUUCUGCAUUUUGCUGAGGCUUGGGAGUAUAUUUGUUUGAGAAUUUGUAGGAAGUUGGGGCCAAAUUUCAUGUUAGUUAGUACUGCUAAUAUGUAUUUCCACUCUAAGCAAUCAAAGGCUUUGAGGAUGUCUAGGGACAUAAUUGUCAAUGGGAGUUUGGUUGCCUUGCUGUGUUCGAUCAGGUUCAGUAGUUUCCUGAUGGGGUCUGUUAUAUUGCGGCCAGGGACAAAGCCAGUCUGGUCUGGGGCUACUAACUUGUGUAGGAAGGUUUUUAGGCGGUUGGCCAAGAUUGAUGUGAAUAUCUUGUAGUCUUGGUUUAUUAAUGAGAUUGGGCGGUAUGAUUCUACUUUGAGGCUGUCUUUUAGUGGUUUUGGGAUGGAGACUAUUUUGGAGUGGGUCCAGGUUUUGGGGAUGGGGCCCCUUUAUGAUGUCGUUGAAUAGGCGGGUCAUGUAGGGCAUCAAGGGUUCUUUGAAUUUCCUAUAGAAUUCUGCUGUGAAGCCGUCUGGGCCUGGGGCUUUGUGUGGUUUCUGGUUUUUGAGGACCGCAUCUAUUUCCUCUGGGGUGAUAGGGCUGUCCAUGAAUUCCUGUUCCUCAUCAGUUAGGGUAGGCAUGGACAGUCCUGCUAGAAAGUCCUUGAUUUCCUUCUCUGGUGGGUUAUGGGAGGUGUAUAGGUUGGAGUAGAAUUCUGCAAAUUCUGAGUUUAUUUCUUCGAGGGAGAAUGUUAUGUUGCCGUCUUUUUGGUGAUGCAGUGUAUUCUUGUUUUGAGUGCUUUUUCCUGCAUCUAUUUGCUAGUAAUCUGGAGUUUUCCCUCCAUAUUCGUAGAAACGUUGUUUAGAGUAUAGAAUGUUGAUCAUUGUUUUGUUAAUUUCUAGGAGUCUAGCUCUCUCCUUUUUGUUCCAUAAGUUUGAGGAGUUUUUAGAUCCUGUUUGUUUGUAGCGUGAUGAGAGGGCUGUGAUGUCUUGUUCUAUUUUGCUAAUUUUUGAGGAGGUUUGUUUUUAAGGAAUGUUUUCUCUUUUAUGCAAGCUCCUCUGGUGACCCUUUCAUUGCGUCCCAUAGGAGGGUGGGUGUUAUAUUGUUUACAUCGUUUUCCUUGAAGUAGUUUUGGAGGGUUUUUGUGAGACUCUCUCUAAUUUGUUUGUUUGUAGUUAGGAUGGGACUGAAGGACCAUGAUGGGGUGGUUUGUGUUCCUUCUCCUAUUUUAACGAUGACUUCUACUGGGCGUGAUCUGUGAUUUUAAUGUUACCUAUGUUUGUUGAUUCCACUGAGGAUCAGACCCUGUGUGAGUAGAAUGCUGUCCAGUCUGGAUACUGUAUCAUGGCGUCCCGAUUGGAAUGUAUGGCUGAUGUCUCCGGGUUUUGCUCACCCCAAAUGUCGUAGAGACCCCUGCUUUUAGCAUUUUUAGUAACUUGUAAGGGUUCCUAGUUGUUGGGGUUUCCUUCGGAGGAAGGUUGCCCAUGGGGUUGUAGGGUGGAUAUCUUUCAGGGCUAUGCCUUUCAUAUUUAGAUUGAGGUCCCCUCCUAGGAUUGCUUCCCUUCAGAGAAGGAGAGGAAUUUGUUUAGUGUCUUCUGGAAGAAUUCUAAUUGUUUCGUGUUUGGGGCAUAUAUGGAGCCAAUUGUCAGUUUGAUUUUGCCAUCUAGUGUCCCUUUAGCGAAAAUGAAUCUGCCUUUUUGUCCUUGAGGACUGUUGUGGCAGUGAAGUUCAGGUCUCUACUGAGUAUUAUGGCUACACCACGAGCUUUCCCUGAGCCUCGUGCGACCCACUGUUGACUGAAGCGGGGGUCGCUCAGGAGUUUGCUGCCUUUGGGUGGGUUGUGUAUUUCUUGUAGGAAGGUGAUGUGUGGUUUCAUGGUGUUUAUGUAUGAGGUGAUGCGUUUUCUUUUGAUGGGGUUUCCCAGCCCCCUCACGUUUAAUGUAAUUGCUUUUAGGUUAGCCAUCUUGCUUAUCUAUUGUGUGGGGCGAUUCCCUGCCAACCCGUUUGGGUUGUCUUGUAUCUCUCUCUUCGUGUUGUUUAAAGUACCAGUGGGGUUGCGCUGACCUAGGGUGUGGCGGGUGGGGGCUAAUGGGAUUAGAGUAAGAUUUGGGUUAAAAGAGUAGGGGUAAGUUGUAGAGAGUUUCCUAUAUGUAGUCAUAUAGGUGUUUGUUUGGGGUAUUUUAGGCCAUCUGGCAUUUAGCCGGUUGGUCCUAGGUCUCAGCUGGUGUGGAAGGCCGUGUUCAAGGACAGGCCAUCCCCCCUGUUGUUUGCGAUGGGGGUAUCAGUGAGACAGUGUGAAGUGACUUUGUAACGUCGCUGUCAGGUAUAAGGUUCAGUAAGCAAUGUUGCCAAUGUUAUGAGCAACAUUGUUGGUGUGUUGGGGUGGGGAUGUGGGUGCUGGUACGCUCUGGUGCCACCAUAGUGCUGGUUGGGUAUCAGAUUUUAGCCUGACUGUGGGUUGUGUUAUUAAGGUUGGAGUUGUUUUUUCUUAGUAUGGGGUAUGGGGAUGUUGAAGGUGUGGGUGAUGUGGAAUGUGGUUGAGGUCGUCUGGACUGGUGUUGGGGCGGGGAUUUCUGUGGGGGUGCGGGGCUGGGGGGGAUGUUGAUGGUGUUAACGAAAUCUAUGUUUUUGGGGAGAGAGGGGAAAAGGGGGGAAUCACCAGUCCUUCAGUUUGUGGUUUUUUCCUGGUUGCUUCAUUCAGCUGGGGUUGUUGUUGUUGUAGGGUUGUCCAUCUGCGAUGAGUUGGUUUGGUUAAUCUUGGUCUGGUUUCUUGUGUCAUAUGGCCGGCGGGACGAUUCUGCGUGAUGCUUCUCUGUAUUGGUUUGCACUGUUGUGCCGCUUCUGUUUCUUUUUCUUCUGUACCGUCGUCCAGUUGUUUGCUGUUGUUUCCUCAUGGUUGGGGCUGUCACUUGGUGGGUUUGUCGGUUGCCAUUCCGGUGGGAGGUCGAGUUCAAGGUUCUUUAGUAGUUGCAGGGCCUCAGGUAUGUUGGUAGCCAUGUGUUGUGUUGUAUUGGUUGUUACAAUGAGGCGGAAGGGGAAGCCCCAUCGGUAUUUGAUCCCUGCUUGUUGGAGACGCUGGGUGCAUGGGCGCAAGCUUUUCCUUCGGUUUAGGGUAUCCUGAGAUAAGUCCUGUAAGGCCAGUAUGGGGAUUUCUCCAUAUCGAAGGUUGGUUGAGUUUCUGAGGUGGUACCAUACCUCUUCCUUCUUUUGUAGCGUGUGAAGCAUACAAUGAUGUCUCUUGGGGGGGCGCUGGGUUUUGGCAUAGGUUUUAGGGCUCUGUGAGCCCUCUCCAAGUCAUCUGCCUCAAGUUUCAGGCUUGGGAUUGUGUUUUUCAGCCAGCGUAUAAUUAGGUCUGCUGGGCUUUUCUCCUCUGUUUUUUCAGGAAAGUUGCGGAGCGGAUGUUACAACGUCUAUUGCGGUCUUCAAGGUCGGCUUGCUUAAUUUUCAUCUCUCUGUGUUCUGCUUCAAUUUGGUUUACCAGUUCGUCCAGUUUCUUGUUCACACGUGCGUUCUCCUCCCGGUAUUGCUCUAUUAUUCUUUCUUGCAUUUGGUUCUUGUUCUCUAGAGCUUCCACUUUGGAGGUUAGGUUGUUGAUUAGUACCUGCAUGGGAGCCAUUGUGGCCUUCAGUGUUUCUUCUAAUCGUGCUUCUAAUCUUGCUUCCAUUUCCCUCAAAUCUCGUUUCGUUAUUGGGUGGUCAUCAUCUUGAGGGGAGUUACCGUCUUAGCAUUGUUUGUCAUCUCCCUGGUUGGUGUCAUCUCAGUCUCCCUGAUGGUUUUGGUUUGAGGUUGGCUUGGCAUCCUCUUGGAGUAGGGCGUGUGGUGGUUAGGAGUUGUGGCAGUGGUGAUUCCUGGGUAUUGUUGGGUUGCUGAGCUGAUCAGGCGUUCUUUCUUGGUGGCUUAAACAGAGCGUUUGAAUUAGGUGGUCAUUUGUGUCACUUCUAGCCUGUGUUUUGAGAACUUCUCUAGGGUUUCUGUAGUUGCCUCAGCGGUGCCGCCAAAGCGGGGGGCAGGUAAGCAGAGAUGGGUAGACAAACGGACAGACAGUUCAUAUACCCGGCGUGAAUUAGCAGGUAGAGAUGCAAAAGAUUAGAGGGGUGGGGCCAGGGGAAAUAUGUGUUUAGGAGGGGGUUGUAUAUACCCAAAAGGGGUACUGGGGUCCAGCUAAGGUGGGAGUUGGGGUUGGGAGUGCGCUCAGAAACAGAGACAGACAAAUAGGCUCUAUGUAAAGGGUGGAGGGAGAAAAAGGGAAGAAGAAGAAAGAAAGAAGAAGGGGGGAGGUGGGGGGAGAGGGGAGAUUGGAGUAAAAGAGAAGAGAGAGAGAGAGACAAAAAGAGAGUUGAAAUAGAGAGGAGAGAUAGUACAGUAAUAUCAGCGGUAUUAGAUUGCAGCAGUAGUUUUAGCUAUAGUAUGAGGGGGGCAAAGUAUGAUAUGGUGAUAUGGAUGUGUGUGUGUGUUUCCUUUAGGGGAAGGGGGGAUGGAGAGAGGGAGGAGGGAGAGAAAAGGAGAGGAGGAGGGGGAAGGGUGGGGAAAGGAAGGAGAAGAAAAGAGGGGUGAGGGAGGGAGGGUGAGCUGUGGCAAUGGUAUGGGGGAAAAGUCUUAUUUUAAAAGAGGGGGGGGAGAAAGGGCUCCCCCCUCAGAAACAAACUGACAAACAGGCUAAAAGGGGGUUGAUUUUAAAAAUAAAGGGUAUAGAACACAAUGUUGGGGAUGGAAGGGUGGGAUAAUAGGAAAAAAUAAGGAAGGGUGGAGAGAGAGGAGAGCAAAAAGGGGGGGAAGGGGUUAAAAAGAAAAGGAUUAACAAAACAAACAAACAAAAAAACAAACAAAAAAAAAAGAAGGAAAAAAGAAGGGGGUAGUUUCUUCCUUUCUGCGAUCUCCUUUGUUAUCAGUUCUUUCCCUUUUAAAGAAAUUGUGUUUCUCACCUUCAUCUUAGAUGCAAAAAAGCAAAGACUAAUCUUUUUUGAAAAGUGUACUGUGUUCAGUUUAACUUUCCAUGAUGCAGAAUAUAUUAGUCCAAUAUUUAUUGUUUUUAGCCAAAGGCCAUUGCAUUGUAAGUCACAAAAGAAACAAGAUAUUCCAAGAGUAAGUUAAACAAAUGUAUUUUCCUAAAUGCAAGUUGUUAAAACAUAUAAUUGUAAAGUUCUUCAAAUCAUUUAGACGUAAUGUCUUAGUCUUAAACUUUUGUUUGUACUCUUGAUUUGAACAUCAUGUCACGCUUAGAAGCAUAAGGUUGAAAUUAUGCAUUCUUACCCACUGAAUAUACUGGAAUUUAGGAUUUUGCAUGUUGCAUUGAUGAAGUAGCAAUAAGAUUAGCAUCAUCAUGUACUCACCUAGGUAGCCUAGGUUAGAUGGCAAACGGCUGAAAGUCACCUAUUGAGCUUCAUAGCUGAGAAGGGAUUUGAACCUGAAUCUCCCUAGUCCUAAUCUGUCACUCUAAGACACUACACCAUCACUGGCUCUCAAUGUUUAAUAUUGCCACUGGCAACACUUAUUGACACAUAAUUUCAGCAUAGUUUAGUAAACCACAGCUUUGAACCUGCUUCAAAUGCAGAAUCUUCAGUCCAUAAUAUAUGAGAUUAUAAAACUAGUGCUUUGUAAAGAGCCUUUUCCUCCUUAGUGUGUGACCUCAACCAAUUCCACAAAAUCUGAGACUAGGGAAGCUUCCAACAUAAACUUGUAGGUGAGCUUGAGCUCUUUGUUCAGAAAUUAAGCUCCUUUAUUUUGUGAAUACCCCACAAGUUAGUAAAUGAAGAAUCAAACUCUAUUAAAUUUGAAAAUUACGUGAGGAUUUGAAGCAAAACAAGCUGAUUGGAAAUUUCACAAACUGUUUCCGUGCUCAAUAUUUAAUUUUACAGUUUUGGAACAACAGCACUUGGAGAUUCUCGCUGUCCUAGAUGCAAAACAGCGGAAGAUUGUUCAGGAGAACAUGUCCCUUAGCAAGAGUGGUUUUACAGAGAUAACAGGACUUGAGGUGUGUAUAUUAAAAUUGCUUUGUUUGAGUCUUUUGCUGAUUCCACUUACUUUAAGAAUGAAGUGGAAGGGCAGAGGCUUCAGUUCUUUCGGCUACUAUUUUCCCUCCUCCAUUUGGACUUGGGAUCUUAUCCACUUCAUGAAAUACCAUUGCUCGCUCCCUCUUUCUUCCUAGACCAGUCUGCCCCAAGCUGAUCUUCUACAACUUUUUUCGAGCUGUGAAAUGGAGAAAUUGAAAAUAGAAAAGCCCAAGAGCUCAUAAUGAGUUUGAUACUGAUUUUAGUUAUAGUAAUGGAAUGUUGGGGCUGGGUGGGGGAUAGGUGAGAGGUGAUUUUUCGUUGAUCCCCACCUACACUACCUGAAAAUCUUCCAAUGAGAGUUGGAGGAUACUCUGGAAGAAGGUGCAUGAGGCAGAAGGGGAAUCAGAGAAAAUCGUCUCUACCUUUCAUGAAUGGGAGCUUCUAUUAGAUUGUAGUAACUUCUGGAAAUGGAAGCAGUCCUUCUGUUCUAAAGGGCCGCUUUGGAUCCAAGCCAGUAAUAUAACUUGUAUGAAGAUGUAGAAGUCUACCCUUAUUCUGUGUUUUGUAAAAUAAUAAUAAUAAUCAAUAAUGGAAUGGUGUGCAUUUGAAUUUGAAGCUGGCAGUACUUGGAGCCUGCACUUGCAGUGGUCUUGAGGGAGAGCCAUGCUCCUGUGCAAAAAUGUCAGCAGCGACUCGAAAACAACUGCUUCAGCUCAAACAAGAGGUAUUUAUGCUUGGACUGAAAGUAGCAUUGUUGUCCCUUUUAAUGAAGAUGUGUAGAAGGCACUUGUCAUGUGUGAAAUUGUUCAAAGUGAUGCAAGCUUAAAAAUACAGUGUUUAGGCAGCUGAUAUGUCAGUGCAUUUUCCUUUUUAUGAUGACAGAUAUCUAAAACUUGUAUUAUUAUUAUUAUAUAUUAUAUAUGUACAAGUAUAUGUAUUAGCGGCCCAAUGCAUAAGAGUAUAUUUAGACAAGGGUAGCCUAUGAAAACAAAAUGGGAUGGAUCCAAAGAUGGAUCUUUCUUGCUCUAAUGCAGGGGUCAGCAAACUUUUUCAGCAGGGGGCUGGUCCACUGUCUCUCAGACCUUGUGGGGGGCUGGACUAUAUUUUUGGGGGGGAAGAUGCAAGAGCACCACGAGCCCUGGUGGCUGCUUACCUGUGUCGUGCAAGCGGCAGGGGCGGGCGGCAGUGGCAGAGGCAGAAGGACAAUGAGCGGAACGUGAAAGGGCUCUGGAGAGAGGCUUCUUAAAAUGGUGGCUGCUCAAACGCUGCUGCUGGCAUCAACAAAGCCCAGCCCCCUUCCUCCUCUAGGCAGGGAAGGGAGAAGCCAGGAGGAGGGAGGGAGGAGGCUGAGGUGCCGCCAUGUGAGGGAGAGGGAAAGAACGUGCACGCUGGCGAUCCACACAGCAAUUCCCGGACCGUCCGCAGGCUGGAUCCAGAAGGCAAUUUGGCCUGAUCUGGCCUGUGGGCCUUACUUUGCCUACCCAUUCUCUAAUGGAAGAAGUUUGUUCUGAAUCAAUGCCAUUUUCUUGUAGGCACAUCUCAUUAUCUUUGUGCAGCCCUCUUUAGGCUAAAUGAUGAAAUCCAUUCAUGCAACUAGGAGAGGUUUGGUAGCCAAUAAUUAUUUCUAGAAGUCUGUCUGUCUCGGCUUUCUUGGUUGCUGUUCCACACAGAGAAAAAGUCUGGGUGUAUUUGCUGCCUAAGCAGGAGGAUUUUAUAUGAAGCAGUAGUGGGUGAUACUUAUUUUUGUAGCAACUCUAGUACUCUGACCAUUGAUUCUGCAUCCUAGCACAAGGUGUAGCCCAGUUCCCUGGUAAACAAAGAACAAAGUGCCUCCAUGUGUGGACAGCCAUUUUUAUUAUGGGUUUUGUUGUUAAAUGUCAAUCCUGUGGCAGAGUAUACUAGAGGUUUUCCCAGUCAAUUGUCAGAAUUAAAUUUUCUGGUCACCUAGUGACUGUGUGUGUGUAUAGCUCUACUUCAUUUGGGGAAGCAGUUGCCAUACCAAUGUACUGGGACAGAAUGACUAAAAAAGCUCCAAAAUGUGGAUUCAUUCACUCUUUUUUUGAACGUCAUCUGAACCUUCUCUCAAUCUUAAAAAACAACAACAUAGUUUGAGCUUCUGAAGAAGAGUAAAGAAGAAGCAUAUAUUAUGGCAGAUGCCUUCAGAAUUGCAUUUGAGCAGCAACUGAUGCGGAGGAGGGACCAGGCUCUGGGACUCGCACAGAUGAAUAAGAUAUGCAGAAAAGACAAGAAACGAUUCAACUGGAAAAACAUAAAAGACGAUGGUAAUUUUCUCCAUGUGCAUGAUUCUCAGUGGUACUGAAAGGAGCCCAGAAUUUGCAGUUUUUGUUUUGUAUAAAACCUAUUCGAAUAAACCUAAAACCUACUGUUUGACAUCAUGCAUUUGGUGGCCUGAAUUUCAUAGUAGCUAACUAUGCUGCAUGCAUACAGAGUAGCAAAGCAGUCCCUACCAAGAGAAUUUAAGGCUGGUUCAUGCAGGUUCAUGCAUGCAUGAUCUACGGCUCAUCUCAUGAAGAGCAGUAGAUCAAUGAGCCAUCACAGAUAACAUCAUCAAAGAGAGAACUUUUAUAUAUCACCUCAAAACACAAUGGUCUUGUUCAAUCAUCACAGCCAAAGUUGAGGAUAUCUUAAUUUGAAGCCUUCUGAAUCUCACUUAUUCAUUAUCUGGGAAAAGGUCUUUACAGGGAGACAGCUAUGAAAAAUUAUGGAGUAAUCUCUCCAAACUGGUGGUGGUGGUGUUAAAUAUGCUGGAUUAUGUCCAAUAAAAUAAAUGUCAAGUUAAAAGACCAUAGGAAGCAUUUUUCUGGCACAUGUAUAAUUUGCAUGUGGUGAUAUUCAAUAUGAUAAAAGUGUGAUCUUAUGAUUGCAAUCUGCUUUGAAAAAUGAGUAUUUUGAAUGAUGGGAGAGGAUUCAUCCACCAGUGAGUGAACUAAAGUAAUAAACAGUUCGUUUCCUUUUUGGAAUUCAUAUAAUUUUCUCCCAGUUUAUUGCAAUUUCUCCUCUCUCUUUCAAGCACCUGCAUACAUUUCUUCUCUUCUCACCCCUGUAUUAUUGCCUUUCUGGUGCUGAUAGGACAUUGGAGCUUAAUAGUAGAGCAGGAGUAGCCAACCUUUGGAGCGCCAAUCAUCCCUGGCCUUUGGUUUUGCCAAGUGGGAUUAAUGGGAGUCCGAGCCCAACAACAUUUGGAGGGCACCGCAUUGGCUAUCCCUGUAACAGACUAUGAAUAACUAAUUUAGAAUGAGGAUUCAAAACAUGUUAUCUAAGAUCAGCAUAUUUUGGCCUUCAUUACUAGCACUCCACUGUUCUCUGUUUAUUCACUUUAACUGCAGAACAUUUUGCUCUAUUCUUUUUGUUCUAUAUGUGCUGGUUAUUAUUUUGUCUAUUAAAAGUGUAGCAGUCACCACCAAAAAGCAUGUGUACUUUUGGAAGCUGGAUUAUAGAUGUACGCCAUUUAUUUUCGUUUGGUAACAGCCUCAGUUUUCCAGUGGUAUAUUAGUUUUAGGCUUAAUUUUAUUUGGACUUUAAAAAGGUGGUUGUUGUUUAGAAUGUCUCAAAGAUCAGGACUUAAAUGUGAAUGUUAUUUUUUCCCCUCAGGUGCUUUCACAUUUCAAGGGAAUAGGAAAAGCUUGGGGCGAAAGUUGAUGGGCAUGCUUGCUUCCGGCACUGACAGCAAGAAAAUAGAAGAAUUGGAUAAUCCACAGGAAAUCAUUAGGAUGCUGAUAGACUUGGUUGGUAACUUGUAUGGCUUCAUAGAGGGCAUAUUAAUGGUGUUCUUUUAUCUUUGUAAAAAUAAAUAUACACUGUUUAUUUUUAUUUUUUAUUGAUUUUUACAGAUGAAUGAUAAGGAGGAAGCUUUGGCCCAUCAAAGAAAAGUUAGUUAUAUGCUUGCUCGUGCCCUGGAAGAGAAAGAAGAUAGUCUGCAGCAAAAUAAGGAAAGCAAAUUUUCAGAAGAGCUUGCUCUUAGCAGUAAUCAGUGCAAAGAUGAUUCAGAGCCCCCAAAGUCAGCUCUUCCUGUGUGUUCGAGUUGCCAGACAUGCGGUGCUCAAGAUUGCUCCUGCUCUAUUUCCCACACAUCUCCCACCAGAAUGCUGAACUGUACGUCAAAAAGUUCUUGUUCCCCAACACCUGAAGAAAAUUAUGUGCAUUCAACAGAGGAAGCAGCUGAUCAAAACUGAAAAUACUGACUGCUCUACAGGGGAGGGUAGAGCCUAGAAGGGGGCGGGGAUGACAGAGGCAACACACCUCUUUAAUGCUCAAGACUUAUUUAAGAUUCAUAUGCGCUUGCAUGGAUGGGCUUUCAAUUGACUUGCAGGUAUCACUGUGAUACAUAGAAGUCAACUUGCAGAAGUUCUUGUGUGUCAACAGAGCCCCUGGUUUGGGCUGUAAUUCUGUCAUCAUAAUUCAGGGAACCUUUUUAUUAGAGUGAUUUUAAGCAUUUUUCACCAAUUAAAAUAAUUGCAAAAAAACAACUGAAUGUGUUUUAUACACUUAAUGUAGGUAUUUGUAAAUAGUUUGCUUGUACGUAAUGCCUGUGUAUUUUAUGCUAUGAUGGAAUUGGGGGCAGAUGUAUUUAUGAAAGCACUAUUUCAUGAUCAAAUGAACGAACUUGUAUGCUAUGAGAAUGUUUACUGUAAGAUAAAGAGAUUCUGAGUUGUGUAUCCACAUACAUACAUAGGGACCAGAUCCACUAAAAUCAGUAGACUUUUAAGUCUAUUAAUUUCAGUGGGUCAGUUCUGAUGUAUGGUUUAGCACGUUGGGUACAAUUUUUUCAUCUGCUGAUAAUAAAUUAAUUGAUUCCCUGCUAUUUUAAAAAUUAAGUAAUGUCAUUUAUAAUUUAACAGUGUGUCAAAACUAUGGGCAGUAUUCAACUAAAUAAAAGUGCGAAUGCAAGGAUUAGCACUAGUGUAAAGAGACAAUUCCCCUCAUGUACAUCCCACUGCCCCCAAAUUUACUCUGGAGGCUUGGGAAACCUUCAGAACAGAUUGGGGGGGAGAUUUUGUUGUACAAGGAUAAAUCUUGUGCUGACAGAACAGCAUCCUUAGCAUUCAUACACCCCUCAUUUUGACAUAGUCACAUGUAUUAAGGUGAACAAAUCCCUCCCCCAAUUGGGGAAGGGUAACAUUUUUACAUGCUAGGGACUUUAAAGUGGCCUUAAUUUAAGACAGGGGUAGGCAACCUAAGGCCCGUGGGCCGGAUACGGCCCAGUCGCCUUCUAAAUCCGGCCCGCGGACGGUCUGAGAAUCAGUGUGUUUUUACAUGAGUAGAAUGUGUCCUUUUAUUUAAAAUGCAUCUCUGGGUUAUUUGUGGGGCCUGCCUGGUGUUUUUACAUGAGUAGAAUGUGUGCUUUUAUUUAAAAUGCAUCUCUGGGUUAUUUGUGGGACAUAGGAAUUCGUUCAUUUCCCCCUCAAAAAAUAUAGUCCAGCCCCCAACAUGGUCUGAGGGAUGGUGGACUGGCCCAUGGCUGAAAAAGGUUGCUGACCCCUGAUUUAAGAUAUUAGCUGCAAUGUUAAGUCAGCCACACAUUUAGAUAACAAAUCACAUUUAGCACUUCAGAGUGGAUAAACCCACAGCUUUUGGCAGUUGUACAAAUCAGGUUUUUGAAGCCAAUUUUCACCAUAAAAGCUGCUGCAUGCUCCCUUGUACACAGCAGUCUUAAUUUUGAAGCUAGAUUUGUUUUCUUUUGGAGCCUAAAGCUCUGGUCUCCUGCUGCCAUUUUAAUCUGGACUAACAAGCACAUUUAGAUGUAAUUAGAGCAGCUGUAGAUCUUAAAGCCAAGGACCGGUUCCAAUUUGUCCCUGUAACUGUGACAAACAAACUACAGGGAAAGCUCUUCGGCAGCAGCCAAAUGUUGUGAACUAAACAAAAUGUCUUGUUUGUCUUCACUCAUUACAGUAUUUGUAUGUGCUGAGAGGAUACAAAGGGGGGAACCCACCCAGAAUAAUACUCUUCUUAUCGCUGGCGAGUGUGAAAACUUACAGAGGAUUUCUCAAAAAAAAAAAAGCAGGUGUCUGCAUAAAUUACUUGUUGUAUAAUGAAAAGUGAAUGGUGAUACUCUCCCUUUCAGGGCCCAUCUGCUGCAAACUGGUGCAACAACAGAAACAAAGGCCACGUUCUCACAAACAGGAGCAACCUGUUCCUCCACUUAAUCACUUCAGGCUGGGGGGAGGGAGGGGCCCAUAAUAGCCCUUCUACUUAACUGUUCUGCAAUGUUUCUAAGGAGGGACAGUCAGCCAUAUGCAUCUGUAGUGGCACAGGAUGCUGCCAGAAUAUUAGUAUUUUGCAGAAGGGAUUUAAGUGCAGACUUGGUUAUCAUUCAAAAAUCGUAGAGGUGGAAGGGAUCUUGGGAAUCAUCCAGUCCCCCUUGCAGUGCAGGAAUGCCAACUAAAUGACAGGUGGCCAUCUAACAUCUUAUUAAAAACCUCCAAGGAAGGAGAGUCCACCACCUCUUCUGGGAGUCUGUUUCCACUGCUAAACAGUUCUUACUGUCACAAAAUUCUUUGAACUCUCAAGUGGGGCAAUUCCACUUCCUCCUAAAUCAUUUUGCAUUUAUUUUUUUAAAAUCCCUGCUCUGCAUAGUCCCAGUUGCCUUAGAUAAGCACUCUAGUAAUCUAAACCCCUAAUUUUCAGCUCCUGUUCUUAAUACAAUCUUCAGACUACAUAUAGCCUAACACCUUCAGUUUAUCAAUAUAUGUUAAUUUGCACUCUUUACUGUACCCACUUAAAACAUUUGUAUUUAGGCAAGCCUAUCCAAACGUUGAUGUGUUUUACUGUUCAUUUUAAUUAUUUUAAAAUGUUUUAAAUUGUUUACAUGUUUUAUUUAUAAUUUUAAUAUUUAUUGUCUUUACGACAAUCAAACUAUAUUUUUUGUUAGAUAAAUAAAUUCAAAUUAUUAAAAUAUAUUUGCUGGCAAUUAAAACUGAUUAUGACCUUGAAAUACUGCACUGUGCAUCUUAAAAACAAAUUUAAGUUUUCUAUUGCACAUGAGUGUAACCUGCAAACAGAUGGUUUCAUCAUCGUCUGAUGUUAUUUUACCAAAAGCCAUUAAAAGCAAAUAAAUAUUUUCACAGACUUUAACAUAAUUCUGACUAUUAGAUUAGAUUAUCAAGCCUGAAGGCUUAGGAUGUGCUGCUGUAAACAAAAACAAUUAUUUGGGAGAAGUGAUUAAGUAAUUAGGCAUGACUCCCUUUCAACACUUCAGUCAUACAGAAAUGCAAACAAUUAAAGCUGAAUAUUAAUGAAUUGUAUUUACACUCCCAAGCUGAGAGUUUGCCAAAAUAUUCUGUAAUAUUUUGGUAUGUUGAAGAAGUAAUAUUUGCUACAGUUUGUUCAGAACACAAUGUAUUUAUUUAGAAUUAUGUUUCGCAGCACUGAACAUAAGAGCCUGCUGGAUCAGGCAGAUGGCCCAUCUAGUCCAGCAUUCUGUUCUCAAAGUGACCAACCAGAUGCCUAUGGGAAACCCACAAACAAGACCUGAGUGUAACAGCAUUCUGCCCACUUGUGAUGCUUACCACCUGCUACUAUUGAGCCAUACUCCCCCCAAAAGUGGACACAGAACAUAGUCAUCAUGGUUAGUAGCUCUGGAUAACCUUAUUCUCUGUGCAUUUGUCUAAUCCUUUUUUUGUGGGAGCAAAUUCCAUAGUGCUAUGUCCUAAAUCUUCCAACAUUCAGCUAAACUUGGGUGAUCAAGGUAAUUAAUAAGGUGUGUCUUCAGCAUAGGAGGACAGCUAUGCAACAAAGAUGCCAGGAAUACUUGUGCACAUUAAGCUUUAUGCGUGUAGCAAAAAAUAAAAAGGGGGCGGGGUUCCAAGAAAAAUAACUUUUGUCAAUUCUACCCACCAUUGAACCCAAUGUGUUUUGACUAUGCACGGUUUAGGCUGUAGGCGUGGCAAGUCCCACGUACGUUGCAAGCUUACUGUACCUCCUCAGCUUAGUGGUUGCCUCAGAAAAAACUCCACUCCUUAGCUAUCAGGCUUAUGCUGAUAUGAGGAUAGUGAUUAUGUUGCUUAUAUCUUACAAGGAAAUGAUGCAUUUUGAAUGACAGCUAAUAAAUGUAGUUAUAAAACAAAUAUGUGUCUAUAGCUCAGCAGCCACUUAAAUAAAAGCCCAACUCUAAUGUGCAGGGACGGCUGUGGCUUCUGAGUGAUCAGCUACGUGUACUCUGCACAUUCUCAAAGGCACUUUCCCCUUUAAAAUAGCUCCAUGCGAUCCCGAGCGUCCUAAGGACCUUCAAAGCCGGACUUUCUGAUGGCUCUUGCUUUUCUUAAGAGCUUGACGUUUCACCGCCGGAUACCAAAGUCCGUUUAAAAGAUUAAAAAGGAUCACAAUAGGGGAAGGCAAGGACCUUGAAGGGAGGACAGUAGACGGAGGCGUCCUGUACUGCUGCUUUAAUUAUAGUAACCUUUCCCAAAUUUGGCAUCUCUACAUAAAAAUGAAGCCUGUUUAAACGUUCUGCAAAACCAAGCGUCCGUUUCCCUUCUCCUUUUUCGGUGCCACUUUACCUCCCAAGCAGAGGAAAUGCAAGCGGCUACUACCUCAAUCCGGAUGCCUAAGCACCACUUUUGACGCACCAACCCGCCGCCCGCCCGGGUCUGGGGAAUCACCCGAACCUUUUGACUUGACCUCCGAAGCGCGGAGGAGGAGGAGAGAAGAAAAACAGCCUAGCAACUGCGCAAGCGCACUUGACUCCAUCCCGGAGAUUGGUAGCAAGAAGAGACUUGAGGGAAGGCGGAGAGAGAGAGAGGCAGAGCGCGAGGACAGCGCAUGCGCACGGUGACCUGAAGAAGAAAGAGAACAGCCCUCGCCCCCCCCCACUUUCUCGGGGAAAGACAAAAAAAGUCUGCGCGAAAGUCCCGCCGCGCUUCGCAGGGCUCGUAUUAAGCUGGCGGGGGCGCCCAUGAGGUGAGCGGGGUGUGUGUGCAGGGGGGGUGUUGUUGCUUCCUGGUGUGGGGGCGUGCCUGCUCCGGGUAUCGGCCUCAGAAGAGGGUCCGGCGCCCAAUUAUUAUUUUUUGUCCCUCAGAUGUGGGGGGGGGGGGCGCCUGUGGUGUAAGGGCCUCCAUUCCUCUCAGGUAUUCUGUGACAACGAGAGACACGGUGUAGACGAGGCAUCUCUUCGAGCAGUGCUCUGGCUGCUGGCCACCCCACAGAUUUCUCCCUCUCCCCGUUUGGGGGCAGGAGCGAGGGGGGCUAAAGCGGCGGGUAGGAAAGACCCGCCUGCUCUAUCGUCUUAUAAAGGGAAGGAUCGGCACCCCGGGGUGUCCUGCCCUCCCUGGCUGGGCGAGCCAGUGGGUUCCUCUCUCUCCUCCUGCAACCCCCUUCCUUGCUUGGCAUCUUCACGUUUGGUUGCUGCUCAAAAGAGUUUCAAUCUCCACUUUCCGUCUGGCGCCUGGAGAGGUUGGAAAUCUCGACAUCAAACACCCCACCCCCCAUGCUUUCUCCCCCUUCCCCGGUCUUGGUUGGAAUAAUCCCGUGCGAUUAUAAUAAAUCUCCAGAAGUUUUGUCCGCCCCGGUGUGCUUUUUAUGGUUUGUGGAGCCAUUGUAGUAAACAAUCCGGCGCAGGAGGUUGAAUCUGGCUCAAGGUUGAAAUGCCAAUAUAAUGCAAGAGAAUUCGCAGGUGAUGGCUUGUGUGUGUUUUUCUUUCCCCGCUCCUAUAUGUGAAGGAAGAUAAUCAUGUGAGAAGUCAAGCUGAUAUGACGACACCAUAGCGAGCGAGGGUGGGUUUGUUGCACCAAAAUCUGUGCUGUUCCGUGUGCAGGGACCUUCUCAGAGCACAAGCAAGUGAAGCCCCUGGGUGUCUCCCUAGCUUGUCUCUGCACUUAAAGAGUUAGGAACGUUUUCUUCCCAGUUCAAAAAUGACUUGACUUCUUGCAACGAAGUCUACACAAGCUGCAGCAUUUUUACCCUAUGCUUUAGCUGACAUGAGAUCAGCAACAAGACAGAAAUAUUUAGAAUGUUAAUGAUCUUUGUGCUGUAUACUUGACAGUUUUGUCAUAGGUUGCUUUAGGAUGACCUUUCUUAUCAAGAAUUUCAAAGUGCUUACCAAGUACUUGGUUUGCAAGUCAUGGUUUGUCACAUGAUUUUUGAGUGAUCAAAUUGACAGUGUUUGUCCACAGCUUGUUUUUCAUUACUCUUCAUGUCUCAAUGAACCAUCUUAAAAGACUUUUUUGGGUUAGAUACUGACUAAUUAUGUUAUCAGGUUUUAAAUUAUAAUUUCCAUUUCCUGAAAUUAUAUUGGUUUUUAAGUUCUAUAUAAAGUGUUAAGAUUUUAAAAUAAGCUGGCUUGCCCCAAAAUGAUACCGUGAUAUACCAGUAAUUCCAUGUCCAAAGGAAAUCCUUUCAGUAAAAUGGGAAGGAAAUUCUAUAUUUGAUCAAGGCAGAGAGAGGGGCGAAUCUUGUGACAUCAGCAGUGACUCUUCACUGACCAGCUUUGGAGACACAUCCUAGUCACAGUGUCUACCAGGCUAAGGCUAUUUUUGUCCCCAAGAAUGAUUAAAGUAAGUUGUAAAUUCUUUGUAACUUAAAGCAGUUUGACUAUAGCAUUUAACAUUUAUGCUAUUUUAUAUUUGUCAGUGUUGAUGCUAAAUAAAUAUUUGAAAAGUUUUUUUUUCCAAUAACCAAAAGUAGUUGAACUGAAAUAUGUGAAGGAGUGUACUUAGUGUGCCUUAAAUGUUAUAUUCAAGCCACUUCAUAGGUUUACUUGGAAAUUAUUUUUAUUGGAUUGUUUAUAAAUAUUGUAAAUGAAGAUGACUGAUUAGCCUACUAGUUUUAUAUUAUUUAGAUUUUAAGGGAGGACAUUAGUUUUAACAAGAGCUUUGAUCAUAAAGAUAUGCUUCCUACAGAGUACCUGAAAUAACUUGAUUAACUUUGAUUUUAUUAUAUUUCAUUAUAUCCAUUCCAGUUGCCCAUUUUGACUUGUACUGUUCUUAUUCAUUAUUCUGAUUGCAUCUAGGCUAGACUACUGUAAUGUGCUGCAUGGGGUCUGCAUUUGAAGAAAGUUCAGCUGAUCAGUUUGUAGCUGCCCCAUUGCUUCUGAAAGGUCAUGCAAUCUGAGCAUAUAUCACUGAUUCUGCACCACCUUCACUGGCUGCAAGUGGGCUUCCAGGUCCAAUUUAAAAUACUAGUUGUUACCUUUAAGGUACUAGAUGGCUUGGAACCAAGUUAUCUUAAGGAUUGUCUGCACAUGUAUUAGCCCAGUCAGCUCUUGAGGUUGACCUGCUGCUAAGGUCCUUCACAAGAGGGAGGGGGGCACAAAAGCUAGGGGCUCAGUCGUGGUUCUGUUGUGGAACUUCCCCCCGUGGGAAGUACAUUUGGCUGCCUCCUAGGCUGGUUUUUAAACAGAAUCUAUAGUCCUGGUGUUAACAUCCGUUUUUAUGGCAGUCUGUUUUUAAUGUACUUUUAACCAUUGGUGCUAUUUUACAACUGACUUUGUAAUGAAUUGUUUUUAUUUUAUUUUAUUUGAAUUAUUACCCAUUUUAUGAUGACUUUAUGCUGUAAAGUGCUUUGAAAGGCAGCGUAAAAUAUCUAAAUAAAAAAAUGUUACUAAUUUAUUUUACGAAGCUAUGCAAUUCUAAAAUGGAAUUUGUUUUAGAAAAUCCCACAUCACAGGAGUUGUAAAAUUCACAGUGAAAGGAUUAUGUAAGUCUGAAAUGCUUUGGAUCAGGGACGCCAACUCCAGGGGGCUGAGCUCUUUUGGCCCUCCCCCAGUGUUUGGGGGUUGAGGAAGUCAAGUGUGUCUUCCCUGGCCAGCUCAUUCUCUUCCUGUUGUGGAAGGUUGCUGAGUGCUCCUCCCGAAACAUCAUGUGACAUCGUCAUAGCACACAUGACACACCCCCAGUCUUUGGCACAAGCUGGCACCUUUGCUUGGGAUUGUGACUUUAUGCAAGUUUUGUAAUGGGGCUAGUCAGAUACACCAUGGUUAAGGAAGAGUGCUCAGUUCACCUGUAAUGCCAAGCCAUAGUUAAAACAAGUUUAUAAGCAAAAAAACCCUAUGGCUUCAGAUAAUAGUUUGCUAGCAGUAAAAGCAAACCAAAACAUACUUAAGCUGCUGGACUCACACAACUCUAAGCCACAGUUUAAUAAAUCAUUGGUUUAAUCAGGCCUUGACUUCUUCUUUUUCAGCAGCCUAAUUUGAUAGAAGCAUACAACCCUCUUUAUACUGUUGCUGUUUUAAAGAAUUGGUAGUCAGAAAUGUCUUAAAAUCUACUACAAAUUGUUCAAGAUCUACCAGUAGAUCUUCCCUUGCUUAAUUCAAUGUACGGUAUUCUACAUAGGCGCAAGAGGAGAAAACUCUUACCAGAUUCAGCCUUAGAAUGGACAGUUACUUCAAAGCAGCAGUCUCAGACUUGGACAAGCUACUUGAUGAAUUUGAGCAGAAUACUGGUUAGUUUUUACUUCAUGCUUCUAUUUUGUGUGAGAGAACAGCAUGCUUAAAGUGGAUUAUAAUGAAGGACACCACUGGUGUAUAUGGUGCUUUACAGAGCCUCAUUCACCAUAUUACUGUGUUCCUGUUCCCAAGGAGGUUACAAUCUAAAACAGACAAUGGGGAGGCAUGGGGAGACAAAGAACAGGAAGAAUGUGGGCAAAAAAAUAGCCUUUUAUUAAUAUUUGUUUUUGAUGCCAUAGGGAUGAGUGAGUGUGUGUGUGUGUGUGAGAGAGAGAGGUGUAAUGAAUUUCUAACAAUUUUUAUUUUAAUUUCAGAUGAACUUGAAAACAACAAAAUUGUAAAUCCACAUGAUUCCAAAUCUCAUUUUCUUUCUUCAGAAUUAGAUUACCAGCAGCCAAAAUUCCUGGGACCAAAUGUGCAAGAAAGUAUUAGUAGUUGUACAACAUCAACUGAGCUCUCAUUGUCUAGUCAGACUACAAAUGUAGCAAACUUUGAACUGAACACUGAACAGAAUGAGAAAAAUGUCACUGGGUUAGAUCUUCUGUCUAUGGUGGAUGGUGGUUCUUCGGAUAAAAAUCAAUCUUCUUGCCUUGGGCGAUGUAGCAUACCCGUCUGUGAUCUUAUCAGUGACACAGGUAAUUUGAGCCAUGUGAAAAGUAAUUCGGAGUGUAUUCAAAAGUUGCAGCCAGGUGACUUUCAGACCAAUACAAGCUCUCUUACUGGUUUUGAUUUAUCAUUGGUAACAGCCACUGCUUGUAACUUGUCUGUUGAUUAUAGUGCGGAUUCUGGCACACAUCAACUGACUGAUGAAGAUACAACACUGUAUAAUAAGGAAGAUGGCGCAACAGAAAAACAGAGCCAAGUGAUGCUAAAGACAGACAGCCUUUCUGAAGCAAAUGUAGUGGAAUCUGGUGGGGCUCAAGAAAAGACGGGAACUUUGGAUAACAAUGAAGUAAUUGAUCAGGUAGAACAAACUACAGGCCUUGAGAGAGUAUCAGCUUUAAUAGCCCAACUAAAGCCAACUGUAGAAAGUUCCAAAGAUGAGCUGCCUUGUGAGUUGUUAGUAGAUGAAAAUAGUGCAGAAAGUGAAACGAUACAUGGAGAAAGUGGCAAGCAAACUAUUUCAAAAGAAGAUAAGAUUGAAUCUGAAACCUCUAACCUGCCAAAGACACAUGGGUUGAAUAACAACAGCUUAAUAUUGCCAAAAGAAGAGACUUUAUGUGCCUCCCCACUUCAAAUUGAUAAUAUGUUGGUAUUGGAUAAAACACCCACCCCUGAGGAAAAUAUCUCUAGUGCAGAAGAGAAAACCAGUGCAACUGCAAACAUAGUUUCAACAUCAGAGGUCUUUGAAGAUGUACAGACUUCAUUGUCCUGUCUUCCACUUGCUGUUUCUAUAUGUGGGUCACUAGUUUCAACUGAUGACACAAGUGGAAAAACUGCUCAGAGUGAAGCAGCAGAUGUCAUUAGUGAUGUAACUGUGCACACAGAAAAAUAUAACAAUGGCCUUUCUAAAGAAGAAUUGUUUCACAGAAUAGAAGCUUCUGAACAAGAUGGAAAUCUAAACAAACCCAUCCAGUGCUGCCUAGAGAAGCCUGCCUUUACAGAUAGCGAGAAUGUGGGUUUUGACAACAUUACUAGUAAAUGUCAUCUUUUCCAAUAUCAAGACUCUGCUGCUACUUCUAGUUCUUUGGUUACUGAAACAUGCAGCAGUGUUUUGCUCGCUGACAUUGGUGAUAGAGCUUCAAUUGAUCUAGCUAUCAAAGAAGACAUUAUUGGAAGUGAUAUGCUCAUUAGUGAUGCUGAACUUGAUGCCUUCUUAACUGAGCAUUGUUCUGAAGUGAGCCAUUCAAAGCCUCUGGAAGAAGAUACUGAUGAUGGACUGUCAGAAUCUGAUGUGAUUUAUGAUAACUUAAUAGAUGUUAACAAACUGAAUGUCAGAAGUGAUAGUUUACAAGUAGAAACGGAAUUUAAGAAGAGGGAAGCUUCUGUCAAUAACAAUUGUAUAGUUUCCAAUUCUGAACCUAGAUUGGGGAUUCUGGUGGGAAAAGGAACACAGCCGGUUCAACAAGAGACUUCAGAUCACAUAAGUGAAACUGCAAGUGAAAUUUCAGACCUCGCAAGCAGCCAACAGAUGGUGCACAGUGGAGGUGCAAGGCCAAAACAGUUGCAAAACUUUUCACCAAAAUCCAAACUCUCUUCUGAGCUUAGUAGUCCAAAUAAACUUGAGAGUGAGCCCCAAGUGAUAAAUUCCACAAUCUCAAAUACCUCUCUCUCAGAUACUAAAACCUGUUCUGAGUCAAACUUCAGAUUUAAUAAUGCUGACACACAAAGCAGCUUGGAAAACAAAGGUAGUGUCUCACCUGUGAUCUCGGAACCUGCUCAAGUAGUAGAACAAGCUGUAGUCCCAGGGGACAAGCAGCCAUCCUGGGUUCCUGAUUCAGAAGCACCAAACUGCAUGAAUUGUCAAGCCAAGUUCACAUUUACAAAAAGAAGACACCAUUGCCGUGCUUGUGGGAAAGUAAGUAAUCUAAACCCAUUUUAAAAUAUCUAUUCUAGUCCAUAUGUCUGCUCAUCAUAGAAGUUAGAAAUAAGUAUUUAUCCUUCUAGGUUAGCAUUUGCUUUUAUUAACACCAUUCCCAUCCUUCCCCUCCCCCAAAACUGGCUUAGUUGGGAUGGAAACAGGCACUAUUAAGUGUUAUCAGCCUAAAGUUUUACUAAUUGAAAAUGCAGUCAAACAGGCUUCAGAUCCUGGUAACUGAACAAAUAAUAUAUAGAAGGAAAGAAAGACACAAUCAUUAAGGUUUGCACACAAUCUUUAGUUUGCAAGUAAAAGUGGAAAAUGUUGAUCAAAAGCAGCAUAUAAAUGUCCCAGUACUUGCUACCCAGUGCAGUCUUGAAAAUCCAGCCUGUGCUGGGGAGAGAGAAAACUAUGUUAUCUGAGCACAGCUUGCCCUGCCAUAUAUUAAAAACUAAAUGCGGGGGGAGACCAUAGACUGGUAGAAACAUAAGAAGGUCCCUGCUGGAUAUGGCCAAAUACCCUAUCUGGUCCAACACACUGUUCUCAUAGUGGCCAACCAGUGGUCUGGUAUCCAAGAUUCUGUAGGAUUUCGUCUCUUAUGUAAUCUUUGACCACCACCUCCAGUACUCCCUUCAAUAUCCUUCCUAUAAAGUUUGCAUCCAUAGAUGAGUGCCUCAAUGGUUGUUUUCAUUCCACCAAGUUUCUGUUAUACCCACUAUAUCUGUCCUCUCAAACCAAGCACUCCAGCUCACGCAUCUUGGCCCCAAGGCCUUGAGCAUUACUAGAAAAACACAGUUUCUGUCUCAACAUUAUCUGUGGCACUUGCAUUUUAGUCUGUGUUGCUUUGUGCUCUCUGAAUUGCUGUUAUGUGCCCCUACACUCUUGAUGCCUAGUUCUAUACUCCUCCAUUUAAAUGAUAAUAAACCUUUUCACCUUCAUCCUGGGGGAAGGUUUGUUCCAAAUCCUUGGCUCCUGUCGGUUUCACCCCACAAUCAGUUUGAAAAUUGUUCUUGAUUUUAACAGCUUGGUUGCAUCCUGGUUAAGUGGAGCCAAGUUUGAUUUGUCCCAAAGGUUCCCUACUGUUUAAUAAAUCUAAACCCCUUCUCCUGACACUAAUGUCUCAUUCAUGCAUUGAGAUUACACAACUGUUCCUAUCUAGCUGCCCCUGUGUGUGGCACAGGUAUUAUUUCAGAUAAAACUACUUUGAAGGUCCUGGCUUUCAACAUUCUAUCUAGCAACCUUGAUUUUGCUUCCAGGACCUUCCAGCUACAUUUCCCCAUGUCACUGGUGCUAGCAUGCAGUACUACUGCUGACCUCUCCCCAGCACUAUAUAGCAGGCUGACUAGAUUACAAAUUGCAUCUACACACCCUUUGCUAUGUUCUUAAUGAUUGCAUCACCCAGAUCCAAAAUCCUUCUCACCCCAGCCCUUCAGGAUGAGCGUGCUCAGCACAAGAAUAUACCUUUUUUUAAAGUAAUCCCCAUUCAUUCUUGGCCUGGCUUUUGAAAGUUGGAUGAAAAUAGAGCUGAGCUCUCAAAAUGAAGCGUGACCAAGCCCAUUGACAGAUUUCCCCAGAGUUAAGAAAUCCUAUCUUCUGACUACAGAUGUAUGAAAUACAUUGUAGUAUUUUAUAAUGAUUAGGCACUAUGAACUUGCUCAAGGCAAUUCAUUAUCUUUGAAAAUAUAUUUGGAAGUUGAUCUAGGCAGGUUUUGGCUCAAGAUAAGCUCUGUACAAUCUGAUCUCUUUUCCUAGACCAGAACAUAAAAGAGUUUUUUCCCCAAAAUGUGUCUUCCAUUCCUUCCCCUCCCCAUGAGACUGGCAAAUUUGAAGCUAUUCCACUUUAUCCUUUACAGCAGCACCUCUGUAGUCAGAUGCAAAUAAUGGAUGGCUCACUAUAUGGGUUGAGUAGGGAUUUGAUUCUAGGUAACUUGUUCAUAGUAUAGCAUUCAUGUUGGUGCACUACAGUGAUUCAGAAUUGUUCAGAGAUCAGAGUAAGGCAAUUCAUGCUUCAGUUUUUGUUUGUUCCUCCUAUUUUUUCACACACACACCCCGAAAUCAAUUUUAUUAGUAGUAAUUUUCUGAGUUGGGCAUAAAUAGAUUCUACACAAAUGUAAGGUUUGUUGUUGUGGUGGUUUUUUUAAAAAGCCUCCACUAGAUGUCAGUGUUGUGCUAUAGAGUUAAUUUAUUGUGCUCUAUGUAGGGGACACGGGUUAAACCACAGAGCCUAGGGUUUGCCGAUCAGAAGGUCAGCGGUUCAAAUCCCCGCGACAGGGUGAGCUCCUGUUGCGCGGUCCCAGCUCCUGAAACCUAGCAGUUCGAAAGCACGUCAAAGUGCAAGUAGAUAAAUAGGUACCGCUCCGGCGGGAAGGUAAAUGGCGUUUCCGUGUGCUGCUCUGGUUUCACCAGAAGCGGCAUAGUCAAGCUGGCCACAUGACCCAGAAGCUGUAUGUCGGUUCCCUCGGCCAGUAAAGCGAGAUGAGCGCCGCAACCCCAGAGUCGUCCGCAACUGGACCUAAUGGUCAGGGGUCCCUUUACCUUUAUGUUGCAAAAACUGCACUUUGGAAAGACAGGUACUAAAACUGCAAAAUAAGAUUGUUCAUAUAGUAUUAAUUUCCCCACCUGUUUGUGUGUUGUCUAAUUAGUAAUAUGUUAUUUUAACUAUUUUUUAGAUUCAUCAUAUUAAUAUAGCUGCUGUUCUAAUCUAGGUUUUUUGUACUGCCUGUUGUAAUCGGAAAUGCAAACUUCAGUAUCUGGAUAAAGAAGCAAGAGUCUGCAUAAGCUGCUAUGAGUCCAUUAACAAAGGUAAAAAUGAUUUAAUAAAAUUAUGAGGAAGAGAAAAGGUAACUGGAAUAACUCCUGAGUAUUGAAACAGUCUUCCCAAUGUGAACAAUAUUUCUAUGCUAAAUUGCGCUCAGAAACAUUUGUAAUAUAUCUGAACACUGCAUAGGAUGAAGUUAACAGGAGUUGCAUCCAUAUGUAUAUAUUUAGAAACUUUUAGAAGAAAUAAUUUUUAAGAGUGAUUAAUAUAUUGGUCAUACUGCCUCUUAGAACAUAAGAAUUAAUUUACAACUUUGCUUGAUGAGGCAAUUAUCUAUCUGGUUUGGUAUUCUGACAAUGACCAAUCAGGUGUCCUAUGGAAUUUCCCAAGAAGGAAAUUUUGUUGCUUUUCCCUGGCUGCUGAUAGUUGGAGAGAGAUUAAGUCCGUAUACAUUUUCUUUGCUUCCCUAUUUACCUCCCCCCCCCCCGCAACCUCAUAGAUUGCUAUGAAAAUUAUCCUACACCUACCUGAUACUGAUGCCCUUGACUUUGCUUUCUAUAGCAGUUUUGCAUUGUAUUGCCUAGUCUGCAUAGGUCUCAUUCUUGUGCUCUGUAGGCCUUAUUGGAAUGAUCUAUGCAAUUUAACAUGAUGGGCUGUACACAUAGAGACCUCCCUAUGCAAAUAUUUGAGUAUAAGACACAAACAUCAAGAAGGGUAGUAUGAUACAGAUAAAUUCUUAGGCGUAGUGAGGAAAUAACCUGUAUAGAACUGCUGACUGUGUUUUUCAAAUCCAGUAAAUGUUGCAGUCCUAGUUAAAAUGAAACUGGGUGUGAUCCUAAACUCACCUUGGGGUACCUCUCAGGACCCCUCAAGCCUGUGUGUGAGAAAAGGGGAGAAAGGAGAAAUAUCCUACAUUUGUGACAUUUAAACUUUUUAAAUUUUGUUUGUUAGCACAGGCACUAGAAAGGAUGAUGAGCCCAACGGGUCUUGUGCCCAGUUCUGGUACCUCUGAAUAUUCAACUGUUUCACCUCUGCAGGAAGCACAGACAACCGGUACGCCUAAUUUUCCUUCUGUUUCAUUACCCACAUCUGUAUUUAAACACCCAAAUGGUGAUGGUAACCUGAAGGACUAAAUUUACUAUCGGGGCCUCUCUAGACAAUUAUAGGAUAGCACAACAAACUUGCAGCUGAUGUUUACUUGUGUGGGAUAUGCAUACUCUGUUUGGGUUUGGUUUUCGUUUUCUCAACACUCAAACCAUGAUAUGUUUGGUGGUGAGGGACAGGGAGCAGGAAAUGAAAUUUCUUGCUAGCAGUGUUGCUGCAAUUUGAAGUGAUGUCAGCAAAGUGGUGACUGAUAAAGAGUGACCCAUGCUAUGUUUUAACCUGAACUUGCAGAGGAGAGAAUUUUUAUUUUGAGGCAAAAAUGUCAAUAAGCCUCUUGUCCCACAUCUUUAACACAAUGUCUCCACACUUUGCCUUGAGACAUAACCUGGAAAAGGUGAAGAGAGCUCCUCUAGGCUAGUCUUGAGACAAGUCUUCCAUGCAAGCCUCUUUAUUUGCACACCUGUGUACAUCUUUUUCUAGAUAGUUUUGUGCAUCAAUAGUUAAACUUACUAACUGCAGAAACCUCAUGUCUUGGUAUAUUUGUGUUGAGGUAUACAACUGUUCAUCUGAUCUUUUCUUCUUCUUCAUAAUCGUAAUCAUAAUCACCAGAAUAAAAUGAAAAUCUAGAAGGCACAAAGAUCUCACUCAACCCACCUCACUAAAAAAAUAAGCAAGGAAGAUGCCACAUAUAUACCUAAUACCCUCCAAAUUAAGUGUCAGAUGCCUGGGUAAAAACAAACCUUCCUUCUUGACAGCUAAAGUAGCUAAAGAUGGUGCCAGGCAUGCCUCUCUGGGGAGAUGAUUCCACAAGUGGGAAACCAUUACUGAAACAGCCAGUACUUGUAUUCCUCCACUCCAUGCCUCCCUUGGAGUAGACAUAUGGAGAAGGACUUCAGAUGACAAUUGCAGAGUCUGGCUUGCUUCGUGUGGGGAGAGGCAGUCCUUGAGAUACUGGGUAAAAACCAGCAUCUUGAAUUGAGCCCAUAAACUAAUUGGUAGCCAAUGCAGUCAUGGUAGCAUUGGUUUUAUAUGUUCAGACUGCCUCAUGGAAGGCACUUUGUUCUACUGAGGCCACUUGAGCCUUGCCUCAAGUGACAAUGGAUCCAGAAGUACCCACAAGCUACACACCUCCUUCAGAGUGUAACCCUACCCAGAACAGGCCAGUUUCCAUCCAACUGGUCUAGGAAACUGCCCACUAACAGUGCCUCAGUCUUACCUGGAUAAAGCUUCAGUUUAUUAACUUUCAUUAAGUCUCCAUUCCAUUACUGAGGGAAGACACUAUUGCUAUGUGUUGUAGUAAUGAUUCUAAGUGGACUGCUAUUGUGGGCAGGGCAGGGCUUUUUUGGAAGUGUUAGGUGGUUUUGUUUUAGAAAAAAUAAGUAAAGGAUCCUCAUUUAUUUCUCCUUCUCCUUUUAGGGUUGUGCCCUAAAGAACAGAAAAGAGUUUGGUUUGCAGAUGGUAUUUUGCCUAAUGGGGAAGUUGCUGACACAACAAAAUUGUCAUCUGGAGUCAGAAGAUCCCCACAGGAACCAUAUCCUGUAAGCCAUAAUUUAUCAUAAAUUGCUACUAUGUGUUCUUAAAAAUAAGAAGUGGACAUUUUCCAUCCUGGUUUCUGCAUGUUAGAAUACCCUUCCCCUCUGCCAUAUAUGAAGCAUCAUCCGUCAAUUGCUUCAAAUGUCUUCUAAGAAGAAUGCACCCUGUUAUUACUGAAUUCCUGUUUUAUUAUACUGUUUUACUGAUUUUCAUGAUGAUUCUCUGUUUGAUAACAUUUUUAUUGUGUUUAAAAAUACGUGAUAUGUUGUUUUGUUGCUAAAUGGCUAUGUAACAAUGCUUUUUUCAUCUUUUCCUGUUUGAAAUGCUUGUACAGAUUUCACACUUUUGAAUUAAGUGAAUGUUAGAUCUAAUUGAAUAACUUUUUUCAUAGGUUGAAAGUUCAACAAAUGACACUGUUUGUGCAACUGAUAUCAAACCAAAGGAUGAAAUGCAUAUUGCUGGACAAACUGAGAACUUCAGUUCUCCUACUUCUUUUGUUCCAGAAGAAGAUAUUUUGUCCCCUGUAGGACAACCUGAGUUGUCAUGUAUUUCUGACUGUCUGAUUCCUGCUAUUGCUGAAUUCCCCACUAUUGUUGAACCAGUAAAGCAUCCUGUUCCUGCCACAACAAAUGAAGCUAGUGAUGUAGCUGUUAGUCCAUUAGAUUACAGGAUGCUUUGUGGUGUUGAAAACUGUGUUAGCAAGGAGAUCAGCCUUAUUCCUGAGGAUAAUGGGUUGCCUCCUCUUCUGCUUGCAAGAGGAGAAAAAGGAGAAGGUGAGUUUCCUCUGCCUGGGAAACGUGUGUUUUCUAAAAAUGGGAAUGUUUCUCAGUGUAAUGUGCUACAUUGCAUUGAUUUUGCAAUUUAGAAGUGUAUAAUGAUAUUGAGAAUCAUAAGAUAUUAAUAAAAUCAAUUAAAAGGUAAAUGUAUAACAUUGAAAUUAAAAUAUAAAGAAAUAAUAUUGUCCUUAUUGGCACAUAAUGAUCUGGCUUAGUGAGAAUGCGGAAAAGGUGGGGCUUUCUGGAAAGGAGAUUGUAGCUGCUUUGCUCCUCCUCUGUUCUGCUGUUGUGCUGAGCUAAAUCAUGGUUUAGCUUAGCAUGUCAUCAGAACUGGGGCUUGUUGCUUAGCUCUCCAGACAAAUCAUGAACUAUAAAUCAUGGGACAAACUUUAGUCUGCAGCUCGUUUUACUGGAGAAAGCUAAGCCACAAGCCCAGACUAAGACAAACCAUGGCUUCUCACAACACAGCUGCAGGAUGAAUGGGGAGAAAUAGAGAGUCUGCAAUCUCUUCUCUGGGAGCUUGCAUGGCUGCUUGUUUACAAUAAGCCAUGGUCUGUCUUGGCAUUAUCUGCUGACUGUGCCAUCAAAUCCAGAUAUGCUCGCAUCUACUGCUGGACCGUUUUUCUGAUUAAAGUCUUGUAUUUUGCAAUGAGAAAUUGCUUUCCUCCAGCUCACUGUAAGAAAAUACAUUCUGUUGAACUAAUAAUGUUCUAAAUUUUCUUUAGAAUCCUUAAUAGAAGAACAUCCUUCUCAUAAGCAAGUCACUUUACUACUUGAAGAACCCAAUCCACUAACAUUCAUCCUGAAUGCAAAUCUUCUUGUGAAUGUCAAGAUACUGCCUUGUAAGUGGUACACAAGGAAAAUGGCAUGUAAAUGUGUUUGUUUGCUGCUACGAAAUAUGAACCAACCUGUAGGCUUAAAUCUUUAGUUUUGCUUGAGGCUUUCCCCCUGUUACUCUUGCCUUCUACCUUUUUAAGUUAUUUUGGAAAUAGGUAUCACAAACCUCAUUCUCCCCCCCCCUUUUUUUUUUGAUUGGGGCAUGAUCCCUGGACAUAUUUUAUUGUCCUUAAAUGAAUAACACUUGCCCAGGGGGCAUGUCAUGUAUAAUUUUGAAGUGUUCUAGGCAUUUUUGGUAGGAAUACAUUGAAUAGAUAGUGAUACAUUGAAUUAAACAAAUAUUGGUUGAAGUUGGAUUAUACUACCUUUCAAAUUCUUCAUUAGACUGAAGUAAGAUUCGUAGGUGUAUAGAAAGUCAGAUGAUGUCAGCUGUAAAUAUUUUUACAUACAAUAAUGAAUUACAGUGUUCCCUAUAAUGCCUUAAUGCUUAAUUAUCACAUCAAUAAAAGGUAUCACCUUUCUAUUUUGAAUUUUUGUGGCUAAUAUAGCAACCAUCUCUAAACUAGGGCUUUUAAAUUUUAAAAAAUCUUAUGAAAGUCAAGUAAAUAGUUCAAUACAGAUGGUGCUAUACAACUGUCAUACUCAGAAAAGACCCAUUGAAAUAAAUGGAAAUACUUCAGUGAGUUUACACUUCCCUAACAUUGAAUAUAGCCUAAGACUUCCUAACGUUAAUGUCUUAGUUACUAUGCAGAAAUAUAUAUAUAUAUUUAAUAUCCUUCAUUUAACAAUAAAAUAUUCUACUGCUUAAUUUUAUUUUUCUCAAUAAGAUUCUUCAGAAAGGUGCUGGUACUUCUCAACCAAUGGACUGCAUGGUUUGGGGCAGGCAGAAAUUAUUAUACUGUUACCUUGUUUGCCAAAUGAAGAUGAUGUUCCUGAAGAAAUAUUCAAAUUAUUUAUUAAUAUAUAUAAGGAUGCCAUGAAAGGUAUGAAACUUUGCUAUAAUUUGAAAGCAGAACAUAUCAGACUUCAUGAAAUACUUCCUUUUCAGUACAGUCAUACCUUGGUUCUCAAAUUUAAUCCAUUUCAGGAGUCCUUUCGACUCCCAAAAAGGUUCGAAAACCAAGACAUGGCUUCUGAUUGGCUGCAGAAGCUUCCUGCAGCCAAUCAGAAGCUGCAUCGGACGUUUGGCUUCACAAACUAGAACACUUCCGGGUUUGCAACGUUCGGAAGCCGAUUUGUUCGACAACUAAGGCGUUUGACCACCAAGGUACCACUGUAUUCAUCUUAAUGGCGUUGUUCAAAUAAUAAGAACUGACCCAAUGUUCUUUGCUGGGCUGCUCAAAAAAUGACAGGCAUUUCAGGGAAAUUUUCCACCCUUAGUUGCUGAUCUCAUUUUGGGGAGUCUCUUUCCCCCCUCUCUACUUCCAUUAAUAAUCCAUUUCUGUUGCAGCCCCUGCCAGCUGUUCAGGAUGGUCCCCUAAUUCUCAUGAGUGACUUGUUCAGAUGUGUUAUGUCAUGGUGCUACAGGUGGUGGGGACAGUAGUGUCAGGAAUCCAAGCACAAUCAUGCUUAUCUGGAUUCAGCAUAUGGUACUUAUAAUAACAAAUUGAUAUUAUUAUUACCCACCCUUCACAUAAUAUUAAUUCAAUAUUAAAAACAGUUUAAAACAAAAUACAGUCAAAAUAAUACAGGAUGAGUCCUGAAAAUAUGUAUUUCGAGUAUCAAAGGCUAGGGUAAAGACAUGUGACUCCAGCACAUGACAGAAACUGUAUAAUGAAGAUGCCAGGCACGUCUCUGGGAAUGGAAUUCCUCAACUGAGGAACCCCUCAGUUCCCCCUCCCAGGCCACCACCACCCCAGAUUUCUGAGGCUGAUGAAACUACAAAGAGUGCCCCUUCUGCUGAUUUUAACACCUGUAUGAAAGGAGGUGAUCUUUCAGAUAUUUGGGGCCAGAGUCAUUUGUCUUAUUUUGCCCUAGAAGCUAUGAUUAUGUCCAUGGCUGUAUGCAUCAGGAAUGUGCUUUUAUGAUGAUUUUGACUAUAUGUAUUCUUUUAACCAGGAAAAUUCAUAGGAAAUUUGGAAAAUAUUACUUUCACUGAAGGCUUUCUUGGAAGCAAGGAGAAUGGUGGAUUCCUAUUUGUUACACCAACUUUUCAGAAACUGGAUGAUCUCAUACUACCCAAAAAUCCUUUUUUAUGUGGUAUUCUUAUUCAGAAGCAAGAGGUGCCAUGGGCAAAGGUGUUUCCAAUUCGCUUAAUGUUGAGAUUAGGAGCAGAAUAUGGAGGUGAGUUUCAUUCACAUAUUAUUUCAUAUACUUAGAUCAGUGCUUUAAUCUGAUCCAUUGUGUAUUGACAUCAAGUCUUUAACCUCAGUGUGGUUGCAAAUGUCAGUUUCAUUUAUUCGUCUUCCUAUGGGUCUUUUUGGUAGCACAUUUCAAUAUUAUAUGAGUAAAGAUGUAAAGGCUAUCCAGGGGGUGGGGAUUAAGAGGGAAAUGCAAGGACUAUUUUCCAGUGGAAAAACUGGAAAUUUGAGGAACCACUGAAGAAAACUUAUGAAAUAUUUUCUGUUUUGGAAUGAAUGAAGUGCUUUCCGCUCACUUAAAAUGUGUGGUAUGAAAGUUUCUAUGUAGGACAAAUUUAAGGAUUGGUUAGCGAUGACUGCUGUGUAAACCACAGACAUAUACAACACAAUCUAAAAUACAUUUCUGCACCUAGAAUGUGCUGCCAUCUUCAUAACAAGAAUGUGCUACUUGCCACCUCCCAGUGACUUUUGAAUCUGGUCCAGAGAUAUAUUACAUGUAAAUGUCCUGCAUCUGCUAUCCUGGUCAUUCUAUUAUGUUCUUUGCUUUCUCUUUGGAUAUUUCUUCAGCUAAUUCAGUACAGGAUCUUAUUUAGAGGCUUCUGGACCUCCUGUACAGUUCACUAAGAGAAGAGUAUAAAUGAUUUAUGUGAUGUCAAUUUCCAUUUUAAUGGGUUGAGUUUAAAAAGACAUGCCAGAAAGAUUGAAGGCAAUCUCUUUCUGAAAUUAAAUAAAUUCAUUGCCAAGACAUUGCCUUAUAGUGCAAAUCAAUAUGCCCCUAUUUAUUAUUAUUUUUUACUAAUUCUCUCCCCUCACCAUUUUGCACUUCAGUUACAUUUGGAAGUACAUGUGAAUGGCUGGGGACAGUUAUAGCUGUAAACUUCAUGUAUGAAUCAUUUAUUUUUUAAAUAGCAUACUUUCCCUGCUCAUAAAUGCAACAUGGGACUUCCACUGAUCACCACCACCGCAUUGAGGGACUAGUCACAUCCAUACCCGUCUUCAUCUGUUUUGUAAACAAUCCCAGGUAGAACACCUCCAUGUUGCAUUACAAACUAGUUUUGAAAGUAUGCUCAUUUUCAAAAUGGUUUGCUGUAUAACAUUUGAGGCUGCUGUUUGAGAACAAAAGACAAAACACCCAUGAGUAUAUUGGACUACCUUUGCGGUGUUUUGGAUCCCAGCAAUUAUAUAUAUAUAUAUAUCAGUUCCAAUAACCAUAAUGUGUCAACUUCUAAAGUGAUUGGGUUAUUUAGAUAUUAUUCUGUUAUGCAUGUUCCUUACUUUCCCCCUUUUCUCUUGCUAGUGUACCCAACUCCUUUGACAAGUAUUAGACAUAGGAAGUCAUUGUUUGGUGAAAUAGGACACACAGUCAUGAAUUUACUUGUUGUGAGUAUAUGCUUUUGCUUGUAUUUCAUUCUUGCCCUGUUGCUGAUACUAAAAUUGCAUUGUCAGAAAUGAAAUCAAGAUCUCUGUAUUCUUUAAUGCUGCCUAAUUAUCUGUUGGGAGUUAACUAUAGGAAACUAUCAGUAAGAUAAAUUUCACAAUCUAGAAUUUGAUGAUACCUUUAUAACAACCAAAAUGUCACAAAAUAAUGAGAAAAUUAAAAUUCUCCCUAAGUUCAUCAGGCUAAAUGUUAAGUGAAGCAGUGGGGCAAAAGUGGGAGAACUAUUGUUAUUAAAACUGUAAAGUCUUCAUUGGCUUAAGAUGGAGUAUUGGAAGAGGUAGCAGGCUUUUAACAGAUUAAGCUCUCCUAGGCUACUAAGCUUUGCAGGUUUCAGGUUACACCUAGGAAUGCUUGGAUGAAGAAACGUACAAUGGUAGAUUUUUCAUUUUUGAAAAUGAAAUCCAGCAGUUAACUUGGUCUGUCAUUAGCCUUAAGCAAAACAAUCAAGUUCCUUCUUGUAGUGAACAGCAGAAAAGUUAAUAAGGACCAUUUGUAUACCAGAUAACCACAUUUUGGGUGGUUUGCUAGGUGAACAAACAACAGCAGUGUGAAGCUGAAUUGAAUAGAUUUGGUAGCCAAAGGAAAUGUGUUCUGGGUACAUGUUCCCAUGACAAAUGUGUAUUGAGAACUAUUGCAGAGGCAAUUGUUAAGCACAUUUCCUGUCCAUCACUUACCCCUUGCGUUUUGUUCCUCCUGUCACUGUUUUCAGUGGAACUGGGGUGUACUGGCUGUAAACAGAAUGUGUCAUUUUGCCCUAUGAAAGUUACAUACAUGUUAAUUAAAUGUUGGAAGUAUAACAUAGAAAGGUAUCUGGUGGGCUUUAUUCACACUUGGUGGGCAUGUGAGUAUUAUUCUGUAACUUUACAAAAAGUGUAAUUUUAUGCAUCUGCCUAGUUAUGCUAUUUUUUAAUUCUCAUGCUUAUUAUUUAAUCAUUUCUAUACUGCACAACUUGUAUACAAAAAUAGAAUGGGUUAGCUGACUAUAAUUAGCAGGUAGUAUGUUCUCUAACUUUGUUUUCUCAAACUGGUUCAGUUUACCUUGUGGGUGACUGGUUAGUGUAAUAAGUGAGUCAAAGAAGAUAAUAGUUCACAUUUUUUGGUAUACAUGUUUUAUUGAUAGCUUGGUACUAGAUUUUGGGUAAUUCCUUUUUAUUCUACAGUCAGUAGUCAUGAGACAUGCAUACCAUUGAAAAUUAAAUAUAUAAAUUAAUCAACUUUCUAUUGCAUUGCAGGAUCUUCGGAAUUAUCAAUAUACAUUGCAUACAAUAGAUAAUUUAUUUAUUCAUAUGGAAAUGGGUAGAAGCUACAUUAAAAUACCUCUGAGGAGAUAUAAUGAGGUAAGAACAAUUUGUCGUAAGGGCUGGUGCAGAUGUAAUCAAAAAUUGGCAAACAUUUAUAUACAGACUACAUAGUACCAGUGUGGCAUCAUCACUAAUGUUGGAUUUAGACUACAGAGGCCCAGGUUCAAAUCUCCACAGCCAUGAAGGUUGCUGAGUGAUCUUGGGGUAGUAAUUAAAUCCUAACUAUCAUGAAUUGCUAUCUUUAGGGGAAAGGGCAGGAUAGAAUAGAAUAGAGUAAAGCAUGUAAAUGUUUCAUCCUGCGAAGUUAUUAACUUCUUAAUAAGUAAGAAUUAGUUGUUUGAAUAAGAAACGUUUGUAGGCCCUAUAAUAGAAUUUUCUCCAUUUACAUGUGUUGUAAUCUGGGUCCUAAGCAAUAUUUUCCCAGGUUUUGUGGGGCUAAACUUGUGUGCUUUAUAGCCAAACUCACAGCAAUUGUAGGAAAAGGGGCUUGUGGGUAGGACAUUAUACAAAGUAUUAAAGUGGCAGCUUUGGCCUUCUGAAGCAGCUGUAGUGUGCUAAGGAGGAAGUGCUGAAUUUGAGAGAGACGCAGAAUGGUCAGGGUUAUGUGAAGGUUGGUAACUUUUUAUCAGAAUCUCACUUCCAGCCUGAUCCUAUCCAUGUGUACUCAUAAGUAAGCUCUGUGGUGUUCGACUGGACUUAUUUCUAGAUAGAUGUCUAUACUUAGGGACAUAGCUUAAACCUUGGAGUUAAAAGAAGCAGCAAGGAUUCAUGUUCUCUCUCUCACUCACUCAUACACACACACUCUUAAUGACAUUUCUGUAAUUACAGGUGAUGAAAGUCAUAAAUACUUCUAAUGAGCAUGUCAUUAGCAUUGGAGCCAGUUUUAGUCCUGAAGCAGAUUCUCAUUUAGUCUGUAUACAGAAUGAUGAUGGAGCCUACCAGACACAAGCAAACAGUGCUACUGGACAGCCUAGGAAAAGUAAGUGUCUUCCACAGUAUUGUGUCCAUUGGAGCAUGUGGUCAGUUUUUUAGUCUGGUAUGUGAGUGUCACGGACUGGCUGGACACUGUUUUUCUAGAACUUCAUAAGUUGUGUGCAUUUCUAGUAUAACAUAGAAUGUAAAUACCUACUCAAAUUAUGUUUAAAAUACUUCUAAGUUUGUAUGAGCAAUUGACGUAUAUGAUGUUUGUUUAGUUACAGGUGCAAGCUUUGUUGUGUUCAAUGGAGCCCUAAAAACGUCUUCUGGAUUCCUUGCUAAAUCUAGUAUUGUUGAAGGUACGUGGUGUUUGUUUGUUUUUUGGUGUGUGUUUUUUGCAGUCAUGUCAGAGGUGGAGUCCCUGAGACAGAGAUGUGUGAGCAUUGUACUCAUGUUCCCAAGAGUGUUGUAUGGCUAAGUUGUUUUUUGCAAAAGUUCUGUAGCUCCAUUGUAUUUCUCACUUAAAGUUGCCCUUGUGAGUUUAGUGCGCAUGACAAAAAAAACAACAACUAGAAUCAAGUGCUGCAUAUCCUGUCCUCUGCACCUUUUUUUUUAAAAGUUCCCCUCUUCUGCUGAAGUUGUGGGGGAAAUGUUUGUGCCACAGGUGUCAUGCUGGAGCAGAGAUGCAGUGAGGGCAUGAUAGUGAAUUAGAAUCCUAAAAGGUACUCCCAAAGAUCUAGUGCAGGCCUCCUUUGGAUGCAGAAAAGCCACUACUAUAGCAGUCCAGCCUCCUUGAAUUGAUGCAGGAUACAGCUGAAGUGUGUGCCACUCACAACUCUGCUCCUUUUUCAGCUGUUCCACAGGUGUUUCUUUGCCAGCAGAAUGGCUCUGCUGAAACAUGUUCUGCAAGUUUAUCAUUAUUGUAUAUGUAUUUGGUGUCCUACCAUCAAAACUGGGCUUCAGUUGAAUCUUAUACCCUGAUGGAUCUCAGGCACAAGAUUUUGCCCAUUACUGUAAUAAAAUAAUUUGGCUUUGUGUUUAUUAAAGUAAUUGUUUUUCUUAUAGAUGGAAUAAUGGUUCAAAUAACUCCAGAGAUUAUGGAUGGCUUGCGUCAAGCUUUAAGGGGAAAAAAGGACUUUAGAAUUACGUGUGGCAAAGUCGACUCUGGAGAUCUGAGGGAAUAUGUAGAAAUUUGUUGGGUAGAAAAUGAAGAAAAAACAAAUGUGAGGUAUGAUGUUUUUACAAAAGUCAAAAUGUAUGUUAAUAUAUUUCUGCAAAAUGUCAUCAGUUUUUAAAAAAAUAAAAGGUCUGAUAUUGACAACUAUUUGCAUAAUCCUCCUAUAUACAGAAUUUUUUUCUAACAUUUUUUGGCCAUGCUUUAUUAAAAAAAUUAUUUAUCUGAAGGUCUAUAGAUUAGUCAGCCUCUCAGAGCUGCCCUAUGAACAUUUUAAAUAUUUUAUGAAUUUAGCUAUUAUAGAUAUUUAUCCUUUUAUGUGGAAGCAAACAUGAAUAAGGAGGUGGAAGAGAAAUUUAGAAAAUGUUAAGCUGCACAGUGAGACUGAAUGUUUAGCAAAAGUGCUGUGUAGGAAAUUUGGGUGAUGACACAGUACUAUUGAAACCGCCCUAGAACAUGCACACAUAACUGGUCACAUGCUGUACAUCAGAGGAACCGUCCAAGAGUCCAGUUUGAACAAGGUGAAUUCAGUAUUUGAUGUUUUUCACUUGCAACAUUCUGUGGAUUCAGAAUUGGUGGUAAACAGCAUUUCUAUGUUGCCGCAGAACUGAAGUUCUCUAGGUAGGCUACGUAAAAAAUUGUAAAAAGCCUGAAAGAAUAAAAAAAGACAAUUGCCUUUGCUCUUCUGUAUUUUGGGUCCUUCUUGCAAGUUUCCCAUAGGUAUCUGGUUGGCUACUGUGAGAACAGGGUGCUGGACUAGGUGGGCCUUUGGCCUGAACCAGCAGCCUCUUCUGAAUUCAACAUUCCACUCAGCUAGUGCUUAAGCAGCUGCUUGGAUUUCAGACUUACAUUUUUGGUCCAUCCGAUCUCAAAUUCAGGAUGGUUGACAGUAAUAGAUAAAAUUCUAUAUAAUGUAACAUGCUACAUUAAUUUCUAUUUGGGCUGGCUUCCAGUAACACAUUAUGUAGGGAAAGAAACUAGUGGAGUCUGACUAGCGCAAUUAAUGCAGUAUUAACCUUGCUUCAUAGAGUUACAAGCCCAAUAGAUGGGAAAUCAAUGGAAGGAGUUCCAAGCGAAAAAAUUGUCCAAGAAGAAUAUUUUGAAAUGGACAAUAAACUUGUAAAGUGUACAGAAGUAAGUUAAUGCUGCUGUUCUCAAAAUAACAAAUAUUUGCUAUAAUAUUAAAUGAAGCUUUUGAAACAUUGAAAAGGUAUCUGAAUUCUUCACGCUACAUAUCCCCAAUUCCCACUAGUGUUUCAAAUGUUGAUUAUAUCUUUACUUUUGAAAGCUGUAAGUAUAUUUAUGAAACAUUGUCUCUUUUGUACUUAGUCUAGUUAAGUUAGUUUAUUUUCUGUAUAAAAUACUCUUAUUAAUCUUUAUUAAAAUAGUAAUCCAUUAGUUAACUAAUACAUGAGAUUUGUUAUAUAAAAAAAAGAGAUUUGUUAUGUUUUUGCAGUUACUCAGGAAAGCACCAGAUUAUUACUUGGCCAUGAGACAUGGCAGUUGAAACUUUUUUCAGCCACUAGUAUUUUGACUGAUGAAAGGCAGCACACCUGCCUUUUCACAUUGUUCUGGAAGAACAUAUGCAGGGGAUUCCCCCAGGCUUGUCUUACCAGGCACGAAGAGAUCAUUUUGUAGUGAUCUCUAUCUCAUAUGGAAGUGGAUACCCAGGCAGGUUCUUCAGUAUGAUAGAGUAUGUGGUGUAUGUAAAGAAAGACCAGCUGUUAUUUGUAUUGCUCUUCUUUAUGGUUGUAAAUCAGAAAAUUUAUUUUAAAAAAGAAAAAAGAUUCUACCAUAAUAAAACAAAAGCUGUUGGAAGGAUAUUUUAUCCAUUUACUCUUUCAGAGACAUUUUUACUUGUCUAUUUUCAGGUUUGAGUACUUAACAAGUGAGUAGAUGUUGGGUCUGGGAUAUUUUUAAAAAAAACACCACUCUAGAAUCUUUGUAGGAUAAGGAUCACUUAGGUUCAGACAUUGAAUUCUUUUAGACUUAUAUUCCCUUUCAGCCCAAUACUUUGGUUUAUACUGGCUUUGCAUCUGCUCCAUUGUUAGACAAACUCUUGCUAAUAGCAGCAUAAAUGUCUGAGUUAGGGAAUGGGACAGAUAGUCUGGGAAUUAGGGGUGGGAGGAAGUACAGCUUAGAGCUAACAGUUGGAAUUGGCCUUUUGGGAAAGGCAUUUGUUUCUGCUUCCAUAUUUCAGAAUGUUAAUCUGCAUUUUGAAUACAUUUUUCUUCUCCAAUAGUUGGAUGAUUUCACACAUUUUGUUUUAUUUUAUUUUUUAAAUUCCUGCAUCUAUCUUGUCCCUUUGCAAAUUCUAGUGAACACCAUUGAUCCAACAUACCUAUCAUUGAAUGUUAUCGCUGCUGCAGUAGUCAUUUUAAUUUUAGCAAGAAAAAGUCUGCUAUUUAGGGAAGAAGUCACUAUAGCUAACUGUUCUCUAAUUACAUUUCAGGUGUUCUAUCUCUUAAAGGCCAGUGAGGUAUCCAGUCAUGCUCAUCAAUUUGCUAAAGAAAUUGCAUUGGCUUCUUGUAUGGCCCUUCGCCAACAUCUCAAAACCCUGAAAAGUCAUGGAAUGAACAAGAUAGGCCUGAGAGUCUCCAUGGAUACAGAUAGGGUAACUUUUUAAAAGCUGCAGCUAUAUAUCCAUAUAUGUGAUGCUCAUAUAGACAUUUGGGAACUCUGUAUUGACUAUGCCCUAUAUGAACUUGGGGAAAAUGGAACAAAGUGGUAUAAAAAUGUCUUCAUGUCAAUUAAUAUCAGUUCUUAUAUAAAUAACUCACCAGCAUUCAUUUGGAUGAGAUUUAAAACAGUCAAGUUCUUGCUGUACCAAAGCACUUGUUGACUCAUCUUAGAGAUGAGGAACUUGCAUCAGUGAGUGAAAAGACAGCCUGAUAUGGGCCAAAUCCAUAGUAUUUUUAAUGACUGGGAGCUUGCAUCUUCCCAGCGAGAUGGGCAGGGUAUAAAUAAGAAAUUAUUAUUAUAAAUUAUAGCUAGCACUUUGGCAGAUUCCAUAAAUAGCUGCAGCAGGUGUCACUGACCCUUUGGAUCUGUGGACACAUUUGGAAUUUGAUAGUAUGCUGUGGGCACACCACCCCUUCUGCUUGCUUUUAUCCCCCUGCCCAGUGGAGGUACUCAAGGGUACGCAGUACUGGCAUCUCUCUCUCUUGAUUAAAAAGUGUGACACUUACUGUAACAACUUCAUGGUGAAUACUGGCAGCUAUUUUUCUAGAAAAAAAGCACUGCCCCAUCCCUUCUGUCCUUAUCCUCCCACUCCCUCCACCAGAGAGACAGAAAAAGAGAGCACACCCACUUUUUGAUCUUUCAGAAGUAAAGGUUAGAUAAGGUAGAAUUAAAAUAGAUCCUCUUGAAUUUCCAUGAUUUCACAUAAGAGUCCCACCAAAAACCACCAUCAAAUUAAAAUUAGACUGCACAAUGAAAAAGAAACAGAUCUGGUGCUUAUCAGCACCAUAAAAAUAUUGAUCCAAAGCAGAAACCCUAAUUGACCUUCAUUUUUACAAAGUAUGACAAACUUUCAGUCUGAGGGGAUCGUUAGUAGAUAAUAAAGCUAAUACUUUUACAGAUACAGUCAUACCUUGGAAGUCGAACAAAAUCCGUUCCGGAAGGCUGCUCGACUUCCAAAACGUUCAGAAACCAAAGUACAGCUUCUGAUUGGCUGCAGGAAGCUCCUGCAGCCAACUGGAAGCCCCGUCGGACGUUCAGCUUCCAAAAAUAGUUUGCAAACCAGAACACACCUUACGGAACUUAGUGGAAUGGUUCGGGAAAGGUUGAUUCCUUUGUUGUUAUUUCUUUUUUAAAUGUUAAAUUAUGAUAGUAAACUGCCUGAAGAUUUUUGAAUAGGAUAUAUAUCUAAUUAUUGUGUUGCCGUCUAUAUUGUUUGUUAUGGUAAAUCAAACACAUUUUUAUUUUAUUUUAGGUGGAAUACCAGGCAGGAUCUGGAGGCAAGCUUCUUCCUCAGCAUUACCUAAAUGAUCUGGAUAGUGCUUUGAUCCCAGUGAUUCAUGGUGGGACAUCAAAUGCUACAAAUCUACCAAUGGAAAUGGAAUUAAUAUUUUUCAUCACUGAAUCUCUCUUAAUAUAA